ACACAGGGGGUUUGUGGUGUGAGAGAGAAAGAGAGGGUGAAAUGCGGUAGUAGUUGCUCUACAUAGGGAGAACCGGGUUGCCUGAGGCGAGAGAGCGCCUUCUGCGAUAUAUGGGGUUUCUCAGAACUGCUGCCCGGGACAUCCUUGGGACUCGCUGGGGGGCCAGGCGGCUUCGGCGGGCCGCUGCCUGAGAGGACCCGGGGCUGUAGCGCCGGGCGGGAACUGGGUGCUUGGUGGGACUAUGGCUUCCCCUCCCUCGAUCUCUCGGCCUCUUAUUUAUUUUCCCGGAGGGAGGAUGGGAACUCGAGACUUCGGACUCCCCUCAGGGCAGUUUGAUUGUGGAUGAGCGGGAGGCGCUAUUUACAUACGGGCGGGGAGAAGCGGCCCAAUGAGAAAGCGCCAUGGGGACCGCUCUCCCAGACGGGCAAGCGCCGGGGCCAGUAGGCAGCAGGAGGAGGGGCUUUGCGGAGGGGACUCGCGGCCAACGCCGGUAGCUCAUGUCAUUCCCGGUCGGAUAACGCGGCGGCAGCGGUAGAAGCAGCAGCAGCAGCAGAAGCUGGCGGCAGCGGCGGCGGCGAGGGCAGGUACCCGGCGUUGGCUAGCGGGUCCGGCGGGAAAGAGGCGCGCUUUUCUCGCUCCCUCGGAGGGAAGGAAGGGGCGCUGCUCUUGGGUUGGCGGGACCUCCAGCCCGGUCUCCCUCCGCCUCAGCCUCUCUCUCGGCCCCCGGCCCCUUCGGAGAGGCCCCUUUCGCCCUCCUUCCUGAGGGGAAAUCUUCCGGGCAGCCCAGGCACUGGUUGCCACCAUGGCGCGCCUCGCACACCCUCUCCCCGCAACCCCAUAACAACAGGCGCCGGCCGCUCACUUCCCCGUAGGAUUCAAGCCCUGUUUGUUCUUCUCCCCGCCACGACUUCCCCAGCCAGGCGUUGCCUUGGGAGACUUGGAAAUCGAAUUUCUCUCACUCGCCGUCGUUCUACCCGACCUCUUCUUUGGAAGAACCCCCCCCCCCCCAAAAAAAACAGCCCCAUUCUUACUAAAAGGGGAGUGGGAAAGGAGGGGAGGAACAAUGGCAGAUGCUGUGUGUGUGUGUUUUGGGGUCGGGAGGUGGAGGGGGCGAUGGAAAUAAUGAAAGAACUGGGAGCAGGGCGAGGGUGAAGACGCUUCUCGCCCCCAACACCACCACCACCACCGAGCAAUCACUUCUUCGGAUGCUGAUGACAAGACACCUGGCAUUUCCAACCUGGUUUAGAGAGGGUUUAAAAAAAAAAAAUACAAACGCUGCUGCCUCAGUCAUUGCAGUGGAGCAGAACUGCGGAGAGAAAGUAGUGAUGUUGUUAUUAGCUCCCCCCCCCCCGUUAGUGUCUCCUCUUCAUUAUGUAAGGAGGAGGUGGAGAUGGAGUUGGGGGGAAGGAAUUUAAGCUCUCAUGUUACUUCCCUUUUUUCAUACUAUCGGAGACUUACUUGGGUGAUGGCUGAUUUGGAGCUAGGCAACUGGACCUACUUAAAGAUUUGGGAAAAGACCUUUGGAAGAAAAGCACCCCUUUGCUAAAGUGGUAUGUUGGAAGUUUUGAGACAGAACUGAUGUCUCGGUGUAUUUUGUUGUUUCAUGGGCUCCUGACUUCUUUGUUUUUGAGCUAUAAGUGUAACUCAGAAUAAACGAGCAGGGUUCUGUCUUUGGGAAAUUGAGAAUGAAAAGUUGACAAAGUUUAUUUAUUCCAAACAGCAGUAUCUGUCCAAAGCUGCAAUAUAUCAUUUAUUAGAGGGGCAUUUCCCACUUGUAUUUAAAAAUGUUUAUUUUUAAAACUUUUUGUCUAAUCUUGCCUUUCGAAGCUUUGUGUAGAUUCAUCUCCAAAAUGGUACAAAGGCUCCUUAUAUAGUGGAGGUAGAAACACCAUCAUAUUCCCAACAUUAUAUACUUUACCAAAACAGUAUUUGGAGUUUCCAUAGAAAUGCCCUAAUGCAUAAAAAGAGGGAGCUCUUAAUCCACUAGAAAGUUUUAAUGUGAAAAUCCCAUUGAAAUUUCUGGCAAGAGGAAAACAUUGUAGUAUAUGAGAGAGAGAGAGAGAGAGAGAGAGAGAGAGAGUGUACAUUAGUCCUAUUAAGGAGUUCCUAAUCAUUUUAGCGGGCCUGUGCAAGAGAACCACGCCAAAAAUGGUUUCUGAAAAGGAAGAGCAAAUCUGUGGAUUAUUAUUAUUAUUACAGUCAAUAUAUGUGUGUAUAAUUUGCUUUUCUGCCCCAAAGCCCCCAAAGUGGUAAACAACAUGUUAAAACAAAAUAUUUAAUAAAAGUACAAUAAAAUGAAAUAAUAAAGUCAACAAACAAAGCAAUAUACAACUGCAAAAUCAUGACAUAGGAGGGCCAUAGAGCAUUUGCAAGCCAGAGGAUUAAAGGAUCCUCUUUCCAAUCCUAUAACACACACUUAGGGGGACAAAAGCCUGUACAAAUUAUUAGAAAUACUAAAAUAAAUUUGCCCCUACUAGAAGAAUUAAGGUUGCUCUCAACACGAUUGUAAUCCAGGCUGGAUUAUAUUGGUCACAAAUGGCAAAAUGCUAAAAGUAAACUUCAAUAGCUAGUUUAUUGCAUUUAUUUUUUAUUUGAUGAACGUACUACUAAUAAAUAGGCACAUGUAUUGAUAACAAGGGAUUGUAAAAACUAUGAAAGGUAAAACUGAAAGGCUAUGUAAUUUAUCUUCUGAUCUAAACAAACAAGAAUAAACUUCUGAUUUGAAUCCUUAGAAACAUGUUUCAUAGUGCCUUUCAAAGAGCAACAUAAAUUAUUUUCAACAAAAAGUAUUCUGACGUCAUGGAUCCUUAGCAUGCUAAUUGAUUGAGUUAUUUUUGUGUGAUCCGUCAUUUUACACUUUCACUGUAUUCAUACUCCUUUUAGGAAGAUGGAAUUUAAUGUAAAGUUUAACAGACAUUUUGAGUUUAAAAAAAUCAUUAUAUAACCUGUUUCUGAGAAAAAGUGAAGGUAGUCAUGAGCUGUGUCUCAUAGGAAAAUUCUAAAAUCUGUAUUAGGGCAAUGCCUUUAUUAGGCCAAGGAAAUUUCACAAAAUAUUGGUAAACAAGGCAAUGGUAAACAAGGCAAUCUGUUGGAGAAAUCUGUUUUUGGCUGAUGGUACAGCCAUGGAAUCUGCAUAUGGCCAUGGUGUUAAGAUGAAAUUGCGGAGGAGGUAGCAGACAUUCAAACGAGAGUAUUUAUCUGCUAUGCUGGCAUCAGGUUGUACCGUGGCCUUCCAGGAACAAGAAUAAUAAAAAUGGCUGAUUCCCAACCUCUGAAAAUACAAGAAUUAUUAUUACCCAGGUCUACCCAUCCUUAGGUUAAACAUAUUGGUAGGUAGAAAACAACUACCUGUUGACAGUGGUCAGAUGUGUAUCCUUCAGGAACCAAUACUAAGUGAAGGAUAAAAGCCUGCACUUCAGUGUUUAAAUUGCCAGGAAUUUUUCUGUAGAAUACAAAAGUAUACUAGUUGUACUUUAUGAAGAGUACUCGUUUCUAUGCAGUUUGUUGUCAGUAACCUCUAAGUCAAAAUAUACUUGUGUCUAGAAUUGGGGGAUGGGGUGGGGGAGGAGAUAAAGGCAGAUUGGUGGCCAGGAGUUGUGGAUGAAAAUCAAUUCAUUGUGGGAUGAUAAAGCACCUUUCCCCUUCACAGUUUCUGUGCUCUCAAGAGUGCCUUACAAAGUAUAAGGGGACUCGAAAGAACUAAAGUUAUUGUAAACUUGUUUUGUGGAAACUUCUCUGAGUGCUUUUUCAUUCUAGCAUAAGUGAGAUGGAACAACUAAUUCAUUCAUCUGUUUUGUUUAGCAACCCAGUUGUUAUUUUAUUUGUUCCAGUCAUAUACCGUUUAAUGGCUGAACUCUUUGAGUCACUAUGGAGACACAGUUUAUAGGAUUGAUUAUGAUUAAGAAAUAUACAAGAUGUAUACAAGGCUGCAACAACUGGUUUUAUGUGAAGGCCUGGGAUUUGGCUUACCACGAGUACAUGCUGUUAUACGUGGGUAAGCAAACUAAGGCCCGGGGGCCGGAUACGACCCAAUGCCUUCUAAAUCCGGCCCACAGACGGUCCGGGAAUCCGCGUGUUUUUACAUGAGUAGAAUGUGUGCUUUUAUUUAAAAAGCAUAUCUGGGCCCUUGAUGCAUUGUGGUGCUUCUAGGGGGAUCCCAGUAGGUCAUCUUAGCUGGAAUGAAAGAGAAACCAGUGGAGCUGAGUGCUGCACUUUUGAAGUAGUGAAAACUCAGAGCUGUUGACCAGAUUAUUGUUUUUGGUGUAGAUAAAGGAGGCCCAUUGCAUCAGGUAGACUGAAAACAAUCUUGUGCAUUUAACUGAAAUUGUAAAUAUUGUACUUUCAGUGCUGUGCUGGUAAGAAACAGUUCCUGGGGCUCAGAAGGGGCAAUAGGUGUGCCUCACUCUUGGUCUCCUACACAACCAUCUGAUGCCUGUUUUUGAUGGUGGGACUUAGCUCCCUGUUUGCCUAGGGGCAACUGCCACUACCUUGAUACCUUGAGAGCCAGUGUGGUGUAGUGGUUAAGAGCGAUAAUUAAGACUCGUAAUCUGGGGAACCAAGUUCGCGUCUCCGCUCCUCCACAUGCAGCUGCUGGGUGACCUUGGGCCAGUCACACUUCUCUGAAGUCUCUCAGCCCCACUCACCUCACAGACUGUUUGUUGUGGGGGAGGAAGGGAAAGGAGAAUGUUAGCCGCUUUGAGACUCCUUCGGGUAGUGAUAAAGUGGGGUAUCAAAUCCAAAUUCUUCUUCUUCUUGAUAAGUGUUCUUGUGGCCAUCUGGUUCAGCCUAGGAUUGUUCACAGCAUUCCUCCAAUAUCAACCCUCUUUGCUUCUCUUCUACUCUUGUGCAUUGAGUUUCCCUCUCUUCUGGGAAAGUUUUGAUCCUUGCAAUCCAGUUCUGCACAAAUAUAUUUUAACUGAAAUAAUAUAGAUUUAUUUUCAUAUAAAUCUGUUUAGAAACUAGACAUAAGUAAUCCAUAUUUUAAGUGUUGGCCAAGGAACAAUACAUUAAAAAAUAGAGCAUCCUGUGGCACUAGAAGGCUAACAAUUGUAUUACAGUAUAAGGUUUUGUGCAGCCGAACCACUUCAUCAAACGCAUGAAGUAUAAUCCUUCCUUGUUUGUCCGGCCCAUAAAAGCUUAUACCAUACUACAUUUGUUAGUGGUCAGGGUGUCAUAAGACUCAGUGUCUUGCGGUAAAAACAAACAUGGCCACCUUUAUGUAAUUAGAUAAUUAUAUAUUUAACAAAAAAAAGAGCUGGUAUUUGAAACAUGACUUUCCUGUGGCCUUUUUGCUUUGAAUCUGUUCUGAGGGCAACUCUGGAAAUUUCCGUUCACCCCCAUUCCUAAAUAUUUUGUGCUGGUGGCUCAGAAUUAAAGUACCGUAUUUCAUCUUUGUACAGAGCUGGUGCUUUAAAAUGUUAUUCUGUUUCCUUAAACGUUAUGAAUGCAUCCAAUUAUUUUGCAGAGCAAUCCUAUACAGUACUCAUUGUAUGUUAGAAGUGGAUAUACGCCACUGCUAUGCUAGCAGAAGAGCCACCAUAUCCAAGGUACGCUUAGCUGAGGGGGGGGGGACACAAGGAUGCCAUUAAAAUGUUGGACAUGCCAAUAGUGUGGCCUUUAUGUUCUUUGCAAUCAGCAUUUUGAAACACAGCACCAAAGGGGAGGAAGGAGACCCCACACAACACAGUACCCACAUAGCUUUGGCAGGGGACCUGCAGAGAGCACACAUAGCUCUUGCUCAAGAUCCACCCAGGGAGGGAAAUAUAUUUUUUACAAGCAGCCAAAGGGAGGGUUGGUGUAAAGUUGCAUUGUUAAAGGGGCUAUAGUUGAAGGGGCUAUAGUUGUGGAGUGAAUGGUUGCAUCCACACCAUACAUUUAAGGCACAUGCUCCCCCCCCCAAUCCUGGGAACGGUAGUUUGACUCUUACAGAGUUACAGUUCUCAGCAUCCUUAAUAAACUACUGUUUCAAGGAUUCUUUGGGGGAAGCCACGUGCUAUAAAUGUAUGGUGUGGACAUGACCAGGGACUAUAGGGUGCAGUGGUACCUCGGGUUACAUACGCUUCAGGUUACAUACGCUUCAGGUUACAGACUCUGCUAACCCAGAAAUAGUACCUCGGGUUAAGAACUUUGCUUCAGGAUGAGAACAGAAAUCGUGCUCCGGUGGUGUGGUAGCAGCGGGAUGCCCCAUUAGCUGAAGUGGUUCUUCAGGUUAAGAACAGUUUCAGGUUAAGAACGGACCUCCGGAACAAAUUAAGUUCUUAACUCGAAGGUACCACUGUAUAGCAUAAUUGUGCUUCUUCCCUGUGCCAUCCUUGCCCCACCCAUAAGUCCAUCCUAUUUACGUGUUCUGUCAGCAUAUCUGUCGUGGAUACUAUAGUUGACACCAGUCCUGUGGAUAUACGGUAACUGGCCCCUGCUUGUCCUGUGUAUAAAGAAUACCUUACAAUUUGUGCAGCCUGAGGAUGCAGACAGGCUCCUUGGAAAGGUGAGAGCCACCACUUGUGUAUGGAAUCCUUGCCCUCCAUUCCACCUAAAUCUUAGGAAAUUGUUUUGGUGCUAGACCAGUGUCUGGUGUCAGUGAUGGACUGGAUGAGGGUGAACAAAUUGAAACUUAAUCUAGACAAGACAGAACUUGUUCCUGGUUAGUUAAAAGGCACUUGUGCUGGAUAGGGAUUCAUCCCUCCUGCCCCCCCACCUGAAAACUUAGGUUUGCAGUUUGAGUAUACUGCUGGAUUCAUCCCUGAACCUAGAACACCCAGGUUUGGGCAGUGGCCAGGAGUGCACAAUUAAAUUAUUAUUUUUAUCUGUCAUUGUGGAAACAUAUCUAGUGUUCGGCAAACAUAGCUGGGAUGCUGCCAAAUUCUUUUGCAUCUCAGCUGGUAAAUCUUGAGCAUGACUGCACCCUGAAAUGUUUUUCCAGACCCAACUGAAAGGAUGUUUAUAUUGAAUCAAAAUUGAAGCACUGUAAUACAAUUAGAAUGCAUGAGAAUUAUUGAGAUUGGGAAUGAUGAAACUGCAAGGAUUCUUGCAUUUCUUAUUUUAAGAAGAAAGUUUCAUUUUACUGUAUUGAAAACUAAUAAAAUGUAUUUUUUUGGGAAGUAAGUUUCUACCUCAUUACAGUUGAGAAAGUAAUGGAAACAUGGGUGAGCAUAUACUUCAGUAAAAACCUGACAUGAUUAAAUAGAUUAAAAAAAAAAAAAACUUUUAAAAGCCAGUAAUAGCUUUAGGUGCUUUAGAUGCUUAACUAAUGGCAGCAUCCAAAUUCCGGUGUUUCUGUUCACUCCAUCUGGUUAGAGUGAAACAGCUGGGGUCCACUGUUUUUGGCAGCAGGUCUGCUCUUUUUGAUCAUGUCUUCCUUUCUCACACUGUUGUGUGUGAAUGGUUAGUUUUCACUGCAAAAAUUACAUCUUAAAAAACCCACAAUGUACACUCACACCUUUAUGGGUAUAUGUGCACAUAAGUAGCAAAGGGGCCUGAUGGGAAAGAUUUGUAAGCUGUAUAUAAUCAAAAUGAGAGGGGAAAGUCUUGAUAGGAGAAGGCAGUCUAAUGUUGUCAAGCUUCACAGAUAUAUAAUUAAAAGGUACCAAAAUAAGAUUAAUAUGGCUAGAUAAAGAGUCUCAAAAUUUUAGUGUAAUUCCAUGAGUUGUGGGAACUUCCUUGUUUUGUGGAUAAAUAAGUGAGGACAACAAAUUUAUAAAAGGAAAAUAUAGAUUAUAACCAUAGCAUUCAGGCAGGCAUUUACUGUGAUGUUAAAGGGCUUACUAUUUUUUUUCCCAACCAGUCAAUAUGCAAUAAAUUUAUCUUAUUUCAAGGUAGCAUUUUUUCAAAUCUUGAAAACACAGUAUCUUGUAUAGCAGAGAACACGAUACUGUUGUUUUUCUAUCUAACACAGCUAUUGCAAUGAAUCAUAGUAUCAUACAAUUGUAGAGUUGAAAUGAACCCUGAGGGUCAUCUAGUCCAACCCCCUGCUAUGCAGGAAUCACAACUAUAUCAUGUGGCCACUCGAAUAUCAUGGACAUCUAUUGGAUACACCCUCCCAUCAGUUGUCAAGGAAAUAAACAACUACCUGAGAGGCAGCCCUGUUUAGGGAAGUUUUUAAUGUUUGAUGUAUUUAUUGUGAUUUUAAUAUUCUAUUGGGAGCCGCCCAGAGUAGCUGGGGAAACCCAGCCAGAUGGGCGGGGUAUAAAUAAUAAUAAUAAUAAUAAUAAUAAUAAUAAUAAUAAUAAUAUUACCACUACUACUACUACUACUACUAUUAUUAUUGGUACAUGGAAGCAGAUUCUGUUAUCAGAUUCCAGAGCAGAAUUCUACAUGGAAUAGAAUUCAGUUGCAACUUCAGAUGCUUCCUGUGACAUGAAUGCUGCUGAAAAGCAGUCUAUUCAAGCUUCCUAAAAUGUAAUAAUGGAUUUACUUAUGGCAUUACAGAAUUAAAAGUACAGUAAUAUAAAAUGGCUAUGUGCCAAUUGUGCAAUGUGGUAAUAUGUAUUUUAAAAAGAUAUACCAGCAUACCUAGGGGCUCCUUCAGACUAGUGGUCUUCUGUAGGUGUAUUCUGCAACAUGCCAUUGAUGCAAUAAUAAUGCAUUAGUGUUGGGUUGUUUUUUUACUAAACCAUCCACAUUCUGGUCCUAAGAUGCAUAUGGCACUGGGUUUUUGCCACCUGUAGGGGCACUGUUGUGCCAUAGUGCAAUCAAAACAGGACCAAAAAACCCCCACACAGAAUAUUUGUGGUAUAAAAAGUUACGGAAAUUCAGCAGAAAGCUACGGGACACGCACUGACUGGAAGCAAAGUGGUAUGUCCACCCAAAAACUUCUGUAGGCAUAAAUGGUAUUGAAAAUGAGAUACGGUAAUUGCCUUGAUAUGAACCCAAAUCAUAAUGGAUGCAGAAUAAAAUGAUUUAAAAAUGAAAAUGAAAGACUCCAUAGAGGGCCCACAGGCUAAGACCUAUUGAACACAGAAAGCCUUACUGUGAACUCUCUUCUCUCUUCUCUCAGCACCCUCAGAGACAGACUAGGACUGCGUUUUAAUUGUACUGUUUGUGUGCUGUGCAGCUGUGUUGAAAGAUAUUCCAGAAAGCAAUACUAGUGGCUGCUUCAUACUUCUGCAGUUAUUUUCUUCGGAAGUUCCUUGUUUGGUGUAGUAUCAUCUUUCUGUUCAAACUAACUUUUCUUGGUAUGGGUUAAAUUGGUAGAUGGCUUGAGGUGUAGUAUUAUUUUAACGGUAUGUCUAUGUUUUUGUUUAAUAUACUAUUACAUGUCUUAAGCUUUUAGGAUACACAACAUUUGCAUUUGAAUCAAUAAAAAUAUAAAGCAUAAUUGGGGAAAAUGAUAUUGGUGAAAGUCUAAAGUAUACAAGCCCUUUGCUGUUGAUGCACAGGAGAACUUUGGAAGUGACUAGUUGCCUUAGAUUUCCCCCCAGAAAAAUAAAGAAAAUCUGCUUUCUAGCUAUCAUUUGGAUUUCAUCAACAGUAGGGAAACUGUUUUUAUAAAUAGCAUUAAAAAAAAACAUACGGUUGAGCUUCUAAGCAACAGUUCUUCAAGGCUUCAACUCUGAGAGUUGUUAUAAAUCCCUGAAAACAUGGUUAACAAAACAGUCAGAAAUCAAAUGGUAUUGCUGAAGAUAAAAAACGCUAUGUUAAAAAAAAGUGAAUUUUAAUGACAGGGUCUUAGGUGAGUCAUUAAGGGGUGCUGAGACUGUUGCAUUUACAGUUAGUAUUGAUAUAGGUCCUACUGGUCUACUUUGUUCCUUUUAUUAGAAGUGAUAGGUUAUUCGUAAUAUCACACAGCUCAGUGUGCAUAUAAAGCUGGAUCAAUAUAUUUUAAUAGGCUAUUGUUUAAUCUAUGCUUUAGUUUUCUAAGAGAGUUUAUUUGAAUCCACCAGCAGAUCAUGGAAUGCUUGUGAAUGGAUUGCUAGGUUGCCAGUGUUGGGAACAAGGCAGUAUAGAAGGAAUCAGAUGAGUUUCUUAUUGGGAAUCGUUUUAAAUACUAGAGGCCUGUAGCACAAGAUUUGGCUAAGAAGUUACAGUCAACACGUGUUAUCUGCAAUUUUGUUGUCUCCCAGCUCAUAGUCCCCCACCUUCUACCAUUUCAUAUGCAUAUUGAAGCCUCCACUGUUAAACUAACUCCUUUUUAGUGAGAGAUUUGUGAGUAGACAAAGAAUGCUCUGAGCAACAACGACAGGAAUUGUGAUUUCCUUUUCCACAGCAACUGAGCCUAUACAUAUAUUUACUUAAAAGUAAGUAUCAUUGACUUAAAUGAAAUUUAGUAAGACUAGGCUUCUUUGAAAUCAGUGAUAAUUGUUUCCUAGUAAAAAUGUAUAAACAUGAGUUAUAAGUAGGUAGGGUGUGUGUGUGUGACAUCUGGUGGCUACCCUGGGUACAGGGAAAAGCAGUGGUUCCUUUGCUCUGGAGAGGGGGAGUUAGGAUAGCUCCCUAAAUAAAUAACACUUUACUCAUAAUUUAUGUAUCUGCAUUAGAAUGGUAGCUAUAUUCACACCAUAUAGGCAGGGAUUCAGAGACCUUUGAAUACCCACACAGUGCUUUUGCAUAUGUGGCACUUUUGUGCAUUUGUUUAGGGUGGUUCUCCUAUUGUGCUGCUCUGAAGGAUCUCCCAGUAUUUCAGGGUAGCAUCUUUAGAGAAAUGUGGAAAAGUCCUCUGUGUGUACUGCAUAGUGUAUGUGGCAUUUUGUAUUUUUAUUUGCAUUGUUCUCGGCGGGACUUGCUUCUGCAUAAACAAACACACACUGUUGGCCCUCCUGGGUGAACUAGUGUUCCUAUUCACACCCUCAGUCUAAACUUGGCUCUGCAAUUUGCUUAGUUAUCAAAUUGUGAAUAUUUAUAACUUUGCAUGUUAACCGGUUAGAAUCAUUUGUUUGCCAUCUUAUGGGAAUACAACUAGUUCUGGAGAUUCAUUCAACAAAUACAGUAAAUGAUUUACCUGGCAAGCACGCAUACAAACAAAUCCAUGUUUUUCUCCACUUCUUUGAUACAUUGUUGGUCCUAGGAAUGAGAGGAAAAGUUCAGCAGUAUUGUAAUUAUAUUAAUUGGCCCAGUCAACAAAUGAAUAUAUUCAGCUGUUUCAGCUUCCCAAGACUGAAUGAAAAACAGAAAUACUGGAUUUUGAGAAGUUGUUUCUUGAUUCCACCCAUUCUCUUUUGUUCAGCAACAUGGAGCUUGUGGUUGCAAUCCUGUGUACGUUUAUUUCAAACCAAGCACCUCUGAACACAGCAGAACUUGCUGCUGAGCAUAGGAUUCUCCUGUAAGGAAUGCAGUUACAAUAGAAGAUAAUAAUGCUAAUGACUGUGGAGAUGAGAGGGAAGAUAAUGAUCUGGUUUCAACUUGAAUGAGAUCAGUCCGAUGUUGGUUUAAAAGUGGGGUUUCAGUACAAAUUGGAGAGGAAACAUUAUUAUAUGGCUUGAUUCUAUGCAUAUUUUCUUGGAGGUAAUUAUUACAGAAGAAAAUCUGACUUACUUCCACAAAAAUAUACAUAAGAUUGUAGUCAUAGAAUGUCAGAUCCUAAUUAAUGCAGAAACAUACAGUUCUAGGUCAAAUCAGUCUUUUAGUGUGUAAUAAAGAAUGCUAUCAGUAUGAUUAAUUGUUUUCAUAUGAAAUAAUCUCCCUCCUUGCCUGCCAUGUUACUUAAAUGAAUAACUGAUACACAAUCUCAUUGUUGCAUUCAUGUUGAGAAAUGUUGAUUAAAACAUAACUGGAUUGGUCCAUUAAAGCAACCCGAUAGUGUUUGUUUUGUAUUCCAGAGGUUUUUGAACAAUUGAUACUGCCACUUGGGGGAGCUAGGACAGUUUAAAAUUCCAAAUUGUUUCUGAAUCCCAUUAAGCUUGAUGAGAAAACAAGGAAAACUUAGGGGGGGGGAGCUAUGUAUUAUUAAUCCUUUGUAACAGUUUACAGCACCAAAUAUAAUGUUCAAACUUGUAAAAAUCUGGAAGUACAGAUUGCUGUUGGCUAAUUUUAUUUUAUGAAGGGGAAGCCCAGCUUCUGUAAAAAUCUUGUUCAGAGAAGAGAGCAAGCGGCAAGCAGGUAAACUCUGCAAUAUUGUUAUAAGAAUAGUGUAGACCAUUGUUAGGAAACGUUCCAAGAAUAGGGCGGGUAAAGCUUUCCUUCUCCCCCUAAAUUUCCAUAUCAUAAAUUAAAGUGUUUGCAAUAUACUGUACAGUGGAACCUCGGUUUUCGAACAUGAUCUAUUCCAGAAGUCCAUUUGACUUCUGAAACAUUUGAAAACCGAAAAUCAAAGGGCUGUCAGCAAAGUGAAUAGUGAAAAUGGAAAAAUGCACCAUGGAAGCUGUUCAACUUCCAAGGCGCGUUCGAAAACGGAAGCAUUCACUUCUGGGUUUUUGGCGUUCAGCUUCCAAAACAUUCGGCACCUGAGACGUUUGAAAACCGAAGUUGCACUGUAGUUAAUACUAUUGAAUAUACACAAUUAAUAUAUAUAAUUAAAUACAUGAUUAGUAGAUUUAAUAUAUUUAUUAAACAGAUCAGAGCCAUUCUUUUUUUGAAAAGAAUUGACCAGAAAGAUCUGAAAACAAUGAGGCUACUGGGCAGGAAAGAGAAGGGAGAGGGAGAAAGCAAGGGAGUUCUUAUUGUUAUUCUAUCUUUUGCACUCAUAAGCAGAAGGGCUGAAGUCUGGGAAAAUAUAAACUAUUCCCACCCUCUAUUCUUUUUGCAUGAAAUGCACAUCCUAACCUGCAGUUGUUGGAGUGGAUAUGGAAUUAUGGAAAGCUCAGAUUGCUAAAAUGCAAAUAAAAUGGUGUCAUCUAAUAAGGACAUCCUUAGGUGUUCAUUCAUAUAUCACAUUUCCAUGAAUUGAUCCAUGGGGCCAGAUCCCCAAAUCCUCCAUUCUCUGCAGGUCAACUUUGGUCAUAAUGACAUCAGGUGAUUGAACUUUUACAGAUGGCAAAGGGGAUUGCUGUAACUGCCUGUCAACUGAUGGGCUGCUAUGAUAACCACCUCUGAAGGGACGUUGCCAUCCCCAGGACCGGUUUGGGGAGUUCAUCUUCAACGGGGCUUGUACAUUAGCACAAAACAGUUUGCAUUAAAACUGCUUGCUAAAAUGGGGAGGGGAGCUUCAUAUUAGCAAGCAUUUUGCAUGUGGCCAUCAGGCAGUUGGUUUUCUCUGCUGCAGCUGCACCAUCCAAGUCAACAGAGUGAUUGACUAGGCCAUAUUACAAGCAACUUCAAGAGAACUGAAACAAGACCCUUCCUCUUCAAAGGUUCUGAACCCAGCACCCUGAUACCACAGCAUCUUUAGACCCAAUCCUCCAGAUGCCCCUGUCAUUCAUUUAAAAAAUCACAAUAUUUCUGUUUCCACCCUCUUUUAACUUUCCCUACUGUGCUGUAAUGCUAAAGGGCUCAUGUUUAGGCUGGCUGCCCAAGCACUUUUUGCUGUAUAGUAUAGCAAAGGAAGGAGUAUUUUGUAGAGUGGAAAAAGUAAUAUCAUUUUCUUUCCUCUCUCCUGCAGCUUCUUCACAGAGUGCAGGGAGAUGAAUUUUUAGCCUCAUAAAGCCCCUAAUCCUAAUCUCUCAACAUUCCGUAGGCUCUGGAAACCACUGAAAAUAGGUCGUUUUUGUGCCACUUCUAGGGGUUUUGAAUUUUCUUUUAGUUUACUCAUUUAUAUCCCCCCUCCCCACAUUUCUGAGUGGUCCUGUUUCACUGGCAAACUGAUAGGUACUGGACUACACAAGUACAGUAACUGGUCAAAUAAUAAUUCACACCUACCAAAAUAUUUUGAUCACAAAAUUGUAAGUCAGCCCGCUGUAUUCUUUAUGCACACUUAGUCAUGCCUUCAGAAUUGUGUAAGCCAGUCACCAAAGUCAUGUCUUGGUUCACCAUCUGAUUUCAAAAUGGCACCCAGUACCCAAUGGUCAAUGAAGAACCCAGUCUUGUGAACCCUCCUGAGUUUGGUGAUAUCUGCCAAAAAAUAGGUGAAGUCAUACCAUAAUGAUGUCUUAGUCCACCAUCUUGAUUCAAAGGGGCACCCAGUGUCCCAGUAGUGCCAGAAUGUGCUGCCCCCACCUCUGGGACCCUUGUACCAAGUUUGGCAAUAAUGUCUCAAGAUACGGCUGAUCUGAAUCAAAAAACAGGCAAAGUCAUACCAAUGUUAUAUUUUGGUCCUCUAUCUUGAUUCAAAAUCGCGGCCAGUGUCUCAACAUCAAUGAAAACUGCCAUCCCACCUUGAGAAUUCUCAUGCCAAAUUUGAUGACAAUAUCUUGAGAGCUGACAGUCUAUAGACAGACAGACAAUCCAUUUCCCAAGAUAUAUAAUAGAUCAUAUAUUAAGAGUGGAGGUUCCCCCUGAAACUGCCCUCCACCAGCUGUUUUUCUCAUGACGUGGAUGAUGGUAGCUAUAGUGUAACAACAUAUUGAGGUCCAUGGGUUAGCCAUCACUAUCUAGAGUUUAUGCAGAAAGCAGGAGGCUGAUGUUAUAGUGGUUUGGCUGUUCAUGUAGUACCUUCUAAUUGUGGUGUUUGUGGAUUCUGGUUGUGUGAUAGUUGCAGGGAAGGGGGGAAGAAUAUUUUGGCAUCCUCCUUACAGCAGAAACUGUCCCACUUGUGAGAGUGUAUACAAAAAGGGACGAUUUGUACUCCUGAAGCCAUCCAGCCAAUGACCUGAAUUCAAGCAUGAGCAGGAAGCAGUGGUGAUGGUCAGAAAGAUGUGUAAUAUUCCACCUACAUGCCCACCCUUAAAAUGCUUGCUUUGAGCAGACACUUCUGUGCAACUGCAGUCACCCCCAACUCUAAGAUGGAGAGAAAUGGGGUGGCUGUGGCAACAUUUGGAUCUGCAUCUCCCCACCAGCAGGAGCAACCCCCAAUUUACUUUUCCAGUGGGUGAACGGUCCUUUAUAGAAGCAUAUGAAAACCUCUAAUAAUGAAAAUGAUUGAUUGGCGAGACCCAAGUUUUAUUUCAAGACAAUCUGUCAUAACCCUAACAUCCAGAUUCUGCUAAUGGGUUUUGGCCUGUUGUUCUCCCUACCUCAUCAAUUUGUUGAGAAAAUUGUUUCCUGUUGGUUAUAAGCUGUAAAAAUUAGCUUCAUGCAGUUACAUAACUCAUUUAUAGAACUAUAGAAGGGGGCUGAUUGCUCAUUUGUUUUGUUCUCCCACUUUGUUACAGAUGAUCCCUAAACUUAAUAUGUCUGUAUAUUCUUUAAAUCAAUUUUGAAAACCUCUAUAAAGUCUGUGACCCAACAUCUGGAGGCUAGUCCACAUUUAAAGUGUAGUUAUAGACAAACAGCAUUAACUGAAAAUGAAAUAAUAUACUUGCUUUGUAUAUGUAUAAGGAACUUUGGAAAAAUUAAAAGCUGCCCUACUUGAGAAAGUAGUAUUUGAGAGAGUGUGAACAACUACCAUGUCUGAUUAUUAACCAGGACACACAAAUGCCAAAGUAUCAUAUGUUAUUGACCCAGAAAGAAUUCUGUACCAUUUAGAGUUCUCAUUUUUAACCCAGCUAAAGAAAAAUGCAUUUGGAAAAUGCUAAAGAGGAGAAUUCUGUCAUUUUCUUCUUGCAUAUCUGUUGUUUCACAAAUACAGGCAGCACAUUAGCACAAGUAACUGAAAAUAUUGGCUCUCAUUUAACAGUUUCCUCUCUCCAGAUUGAGAUGGCUGGUAAUCAGUAUACUGUAGCAAAACAAAGCACCCAUCUGUGCUAAUGUUCUUACAAUUCAGAAAAUAUGCAUUCAUGACUAAACAGAUUUUUGCAAGUCAGUCAUACAAAUUAUUGAGCCUUUUCUUUUUCUAGAAAAAGAAAUCCACCUAAGAAUGUUAUAUAUGCAACAGGAAGUCACAGACUUAGAAUAUUUUCUACAUUAUUCUAGAAUUUACUUUGAUAUUCAGCACCAAUAAUCCAAACAUGCUUAGGACCUAAUAUCAAACAGGUGAUGAGAAAGAGAAAAAAUAGGAGAAAGUGGUGCCAGAAAAAGAGAGAAGAAUGGCAUUAAGAACGAGAAAAGAAGUCGGCUCACCCAACCUUGGUUCUGGUUCCAAGACCCUCACCAGAAAAUAGUUUUUCCAGCCCUGUUGUAUACUUUGCCAAAUAAUAUAUUGUAUCUUAAAAAGCAGAGACAUCACCUUGCCAACAAAAGUCCGUAUAGUUAAAACUAUGGUUUUCCCAGUAGUGAUGUAUGGAAGUGAGAGCUGGACCAUAAAGAAGGCUGAUCACCGAAGAAUUGAUGCUUUUGAAUUAUGGUGCUAGAGGAGACUCUUGAGAGUCUCAUGGACUGCAAGAAGAUCAAACCUAUCAAUUCUGAAGGAAAUCAGCCCUGAGUGCCCACUGGAAGGACAGAUCGUGAAGCUGAGGCUCAAUACUUUGGCCACCUCAUGAGAAGAGAAGACUCCCUGGAAAAGACCCUGAUGCUGGGAAAAAUGGAGGGCACAAGGAGAAGGGAACGACAAGAGGACGAGAUGGUUGGAUAGUGUCUUCGAAGCUACCAGCAUGAAUUUGACCAAACUGCGGGAGGCAGUGGAAGACAGGAGUGCCUGGCGUGCUCUGGUCCAUGGGGUCACGAAGAGUCGGACACGACUAAACAGCAACAACAACACUUUCAAAAUACACCUACCACCCUGCCCCUGGCAUCUAAGAACCACGAUGGGUAGCCAUGAGAUGCAGAGUAUUCUUGGUGGUUAUAGUCCGAUUACAGAACUUUCUCCCCAUCUGAGAGCUUAGCUGAGUAUAGCGAUAAUAUAGGGACAUGCAAGUUUUUAAUUUUCAUACUGCACCAUCUGCUAACCUGCUGAACCCUUUCUACCAUUUGCAAUGAAGAAUUAAUCAAGUCUCCUUUCAUUAAGACAACCUGGGCAUACCUAACUUCCUGAUGUAUGAAUUUGUAGCAAAUAAACUCAUUCAUUAACUUUAACACUUGGCACUGUGUACACAUUUUGACAUGCAUGAAAAUUAUAUCUGUGCAAGAAAAUCUCAUAUGUGAGGCUGUCAUCAUAACUACUAUUGCUCAGAUACACUUGUUUCCAUAAAACCAUAUUUUAUUUUUGUAUUUGUAUUUUUGUAUAAGGCACUCUGGAUUCAUGCUGCCUCUGGAUUUAUACUGCAGGGGAACCAAAUGGGGUUUAAUCUAUUGACAUCCUGAGAUUUACCUAUUUGGAGAGCAUAAUCCUGGCUCUAACAAAGAUGCUUGCUAUUACAAAAUACACACCUUAAGCUUAUCUCACUGGAACAAGAAUAACAUUAAGUAAUAUUGUGCUCUUCAUGGCUGCCAUUAAUUUUUCCUGCAAGCUCAGCUGUCGUGUUCUGAAAAGAAAAAUCUUUAUUACUCUAUUACCACAUUAGUCAGUUAUUUUGAUACCUGACUCACUACCAAAGAAGGCACAUUGUGUUCUUCCUGGAACCACUUCAGAAUUAGAAACACACUAAAACAGCUCCAAACAUCAGUCCAAGGCAUUCAAAGCUCCUUAUAUUGAGUUUCUGGCCUUAAAUUUUUAACAUUUUAAAUUGUGAAAUCAGUUAAAAACAUUUGUGGUUGCAGUUCCCAAAUGUGUGUGUGUGUGUGUGUAUACGCGUGUGUGCACACACUUAAGUUUAUUGUUUUAAGUACGUUAUAGCAUUGAAGGGAUGCAGGUGGCACUGUGGGUUAAACCACAGAGCCUAGGGCUUGCCUAUCGGAAGGUCAGCAGUUCGAAUCCCCGCUACCGGGUGAGCUCCCAUUCCUCUGUCCCAGCUCCUGCCAACCUAGCAGUUUGAAAGCACGUCAAAGUGCAAGUAGAUAAAUAGGUACCACUCUGGCGGGAAGGUAGACGGCGUUUCCGUGCACUGCUCUAGUUCGCCAGAAGCGGCUUAGUCAUGCUGGCCACAUGACCCGGAAGCUGUACGCUAGCUCCCUUGGCCAAUAAAGCGAGAUGAGCACUGCAACUAAACACGACUGGACCUAAUGGUCAGGGGUCCCUUUACCUUUACUAGCAUUGUACUUUUUACAUUUUGAGGUGGCUUAUGAUCAGCAUUAAAAAAAAAUUUAAAUAGCUUCUUCUAAAAAACAGGUGUUAUUCAGAAUGUCAGGAAAUAUCUUGAAAAGAGUCACAGUUAAAUAAAGCUUUAACACAUCACCUUGUUGUCAAACAUUCACUGGUAAAGUACAGUGGAUUGUAAUGAGCCUCAGUCUAUAUAGAGGGAGUAUAAAUUUUAAAAAAAUAAAAAAUUCUGUACUCUUUCAAGCUUGUGUUAACUGUUGCUCAGAAACAAAUAUGACAGAGCUAAAGGACAGUUUAUAAUAAAUAUAGUUCUAUGUGCUGUCCAUUCUUUCAGAAUGCCUUUUAUUUCAGGUUGUAUGUAAUGCCUUUUGAACUGAUGAAUUUUCCUUCUGGCUAUAUUUUCAAAGGAAAGUUUCACAGUCAUAAUUACUUGAAUGUCUGCUCUGUGUAAAAUACUGCUUCCUAAUUCUGUGUCAUGCAUUUCCUGAUUACUUUGCUAGGAAACAGAUUUUAAAAACUUCAGGUUGUGUCCUACAGUCUUUAUAAAGUUGUGUCCCUAAGCUUACUAAAUCUUCUGUUAUAUCUAAUGAGGUAUCUACAGUAGGUUAGUUUGCUAUAUCUAUUCAUCUCCUAAACCUGCUUCAUCACCUUCCCACUAGCUUGGUUUAUGGAUGUCCAAAUCUAUGUCUGGACUGGCUAUAGAUUAGGGAUUCUAACAGCACUCCAAAACUAGGCAGCAGGGCUGCAGAAAACCUGAUCAAAGCCAACCAAUUAACACUUCUGUUCCACAGAUGAGGAACAUGGAGACUGAGAGAAAAGCCGUUGAUUUUAGGCUAUGGCAGACUAGGUGGUUUUUUUGCUUACUAUUCUUAUUAUACUGGGAGUCAAGAACUGUUCUGAUCUACCACAGAUCAUCCAUACAUCUACCAGUAGAUUCUGAUCUACCUUCUGCCUGUCUUCCUUGUAGGAGCUGUGUCCAGUUGAGUGUGUCCAGAGACAUAUACACUCUUAACCACACAUGUCUGUUGAAGAAUGCAAAUACUGUAUUUUAAGUUUGCAUGCUGAAGUUUGGUGGUGGUAGGGUGGAGAAGAAUGGAAACAGUCUGGUUUGGUGUAAUUCCAGUUGGUUGGCAAUUUUGGUACAAACUGUGCUGUUACCAUUAAACAGUGAGUAGUUCAGAGCAUAAGGUUUAGUUUUCUUAUUGAGAAGAGCUAGUCCUGAGGCAUAAUACUAACCCUCUGAUGUUGAUGGCUGAAGGGGUUAAUGUGUGUAGUCCUGAGACUGGUAGAGAAAAUCACUGCUGGGGAUGCUCUGCCACAGCAGAUACGAUGGUAUUGUCCAUGGUUGCACCACCAGUAGUAGCUAACAGCCUCAAAAUGGGGCAUGUUACGGCAGGCAUGGAGUGCUGGAGGCUUUCAAUCCAUGGGAUUCCCCAAGGGACCCAAUCCUUUGGCUACUCAGCUGUACCAGUCAGGUGAAAACCCACCGUCACCUUUUGUGCUGGCAGGCGUGGGCAGUAUGGGGUUAGAGCUACCACCUUGUUGUUCUUGGUUAGGAAUUUGGAUUGCUCUGCCUCUCUUAAGAAAUAUUAAGUGGUAUUUGACAAUACAUUGAAAAUUCAUUUGGUAUAGUGACACAGUAUGUGGUUAACUAAUAAGAAGACUAGGCCUACUUAUUGUGUUUAUUACAUUUUAGAUCCUGCCUUUCCUUCAAGGAGCUCAAGGUAGCAUACAUGGUUCACUCCCAUUUUGUCAUCACAGCAACCCUGUGAGGUAGGUUAGGCUGAGAGAGCAUAACUGGGCCAAAGUCACCCAUUGAACUUAAUGUGAGUGAGACACUAACCACUACAAUACACUGGCUCUAGAUUUGUUGUUUCUUGCUCUUUAACUUCUUCUCACAUAUUCCAUGUACAAUGCAGAAUAUCUAAAACACAGAUUAAUGAAUUUGAUUGAUUCAUGUGUGUUAUAAUCUCCUACUUCGUGAGUAUUUGCCUCUGAAUUAUUCUGUUAGAAUGUCCAGGGAUUCCAAUAAGGAGUUAAGUUUUAUUACUCUAUUCAUACUGGCUCAGCUUUUAUUAUUUACAAUGCUGACAUAAUAAAUACCAGUCUUUAAGGGUUUUUUUGAACCCAAGUAGGACAGGUUAUCAUUCUUCAUUCAUUGUUUGCAUCUGUGUGUGUUUCUAAAGGUUGUGUCUGUGAAAUGAGACCAUGACAACUGAUGAGGCUACAAAGAAGGAAGGAGAUGUCCAGAGAGCAACUCUUGUUGAACAAGGCGAGGAUAUCACACCAAACAAAGACAAAGGAGUUCUGAAGGUGAGGCUUUGAAGAAGCUAAUUAAAUGUUCCUUUCUAGCUCCUGGACAAACACCAGUAUCUUACUGUUCCCAUUACAGCAAGGCAGAGGUUCUUAUUCUGCUGUGAAAAUAUCCGCUUAACAUAAUACAACAAAACAAAAAUUCUCAGUGUGUGAUAAAUCCAUUGAAUGGUGUAAUUGGAGCAAAUAUAUAAGUGCUUUACAUUGAUUUUGCAAUUACCUCACCUAAUUUCAUUUCAUUUUAUUUUAUUUGUCACUUGACCCACUCCAAAGGCUUGUGAACAGAGGGGGAAAGAAAAUCACAAGAUGUUAAAAAUGUUUUUGAAAACCUUAUGUAAGGAACAGUAGAUUUGAAAGACCAGAUCAUAAAGGACUUCCAAAGCUUACCUCAAAGUCAAAAGAAACCUGGAGUCAAGGAGAAGGAAGACAGAUGAGGACCAACACCCAUCCCUCUUUCGGAGGCCUUGGGCAAUUAGAAAAUAGUCUUAUGAAAUGCCACUGAUGUAUCCCUCCCCACCACUGUAACAAUUAGUUAAUAAUAUUUGUCAGGUUCUGCCAGUUUUAAAACUCCAUCUCUAUUUUACCUUAUUCUUGGCUAUCAAAAACCAGUUGAAAAUCUUAAGAUACUCAGACUGAGUUUCCCAGAAAAUUAAGUUUGGGGACAGCUCUUGGAGGUCUAGAUUGGCACCUGAAUGGUAAAUGUAAAAGGAUGAGGAGGAGCUAGAUGAAUGGACAUAUUAAAUGUUACAACUAAAAGGCUUGUCCUUAAGGAAUCACAACCUACCUUACCUAGCCUGGAGUGGGUAAAGCUCUUUACCUCAUUCUGCUAUAUGUGGUAGACUAGGCAUCAUCAUAUGAUGAACAGAGAUUUGGGCCUGUAAUGAAACUCUUCUAGAUCUACUUUGUGUGGCCUUCUGUAAUGUGUGCCACUGUCCACUGCGAUUUUGUUUAUCUUUAUUGGCCCUCACAUGGCUGAUUGACCAAACAUAUAAUAACAGCUUUUGGUUGUAUGAAUCAACCCUGUAUUUCUGGGUUAGAAAACAAUGAAAACUAUUAGAUUGAGGUUCAUCAAAUACAACUGUGAAUGGAUCGAAAGUAGUAUAAUUUCUAGGAAGUGAUCCAUAUACAAUUCCUCAUUUGCAAUCUAGUGAUAGAUUUUCAGAUAUCCCUCAUUCCCCGUAUAUGGAUGUAGAGCGCAAAUAUACAAAUCAGUGUACUGAACUAACACGAAAGACCCUCUGGAAUAGAUUAGCCGAUGCACAUGAGCUCUUAUUUCUGAUAUCAAUUUCUUUUUUCAUAUCUUCAUUCUAGAUUGUGAAGAGGCCAGGGAAUAAUGAUGAGUCUCCCAUGAUUGGAGAUAAGGUUUAUGUCCACUACAAAGGAAAGCUGGCCAAUGGGAAAAAGUUUGAUUCCAGCCGUGACAGGAAUGAGCCAUUUAUCUUCAGCCUGGGCAAAGGUAAAGAAUGGAAAAGGUGGAGAAAGGUAAAGAGAGCCUUAGGGAUAUAAAAUGGGUUCUUGCCAAUUAAAUUACAGUUGGUUUAUAAUCCUGUUUUCAGAAAGACUGUGUGACUGAGAGCAAGCAGGGAAAGAGCUGAGUAUUGGAAGAUGUCUUCUUUUGCUAUUACUUUUCAAACCUAAUCACAGAGCAACAAAGGAAAAGAAUCUCGUUGUUCAACAUGCCAUCUCAAUGGCAGAAACCUGUGUGAUCAUAUGAAGCUGCCUUCAUUCUUCAUAUGAAGAGGCCAUUGGCAGCACCUCUCCUUAGUCUCAGGCAACAGUCUUCUUUGGCACCUGUUACCAGAAAGGGCACCUCUAAAUGUACUCAUCAGUCCUACUAUAGUUAAUCCAAAUAACUAGGAAUCUGUUUAGUGGCAGAAAGAAAAUAAUAUAUUAAAAGAGUGUAGUUACUACUCAUUAAAUUAUAACUCUAGGGCUCUAGAGCAGUGGUUCCCAAUUAGCUAAGUGGGCCCCUGUUUUUCAAAAGCCAAACUAUGGACCCCCUCACUUCUGAAAAAUUGAUAAUGUAUCUCUAUGGUAGUUUUUGUUAUGUGAAUGGUGCCACGGACCUCCUGGGUGGGUUACAUGGACCCCCUAGGAUCGGCAGACCACUGCUCUAGGACAAUCCUUUUUGAUCAUUAACAAAAUGUUCACUUUUGGUUUCCCUUUACUGUUCUCUGGACACAGUCGCCUUGAGAGUGUUGACAUCUUUCUAUUUCCUUUGAUUUGUCAGAAUGUAGUAAAACAAAGCAUGUGUUAAUCAGCACACAGCUGUUGUUAGUCUGUAGCAUCAAGAGCUUGUUAAGGAUUGUGGCAUCUUAAAAACUAACAUAGAAUCACAGAAUUGUAGAGUUGGGUGGUACCCCAAGGGUCAUCUAGUCCAACUCCCUGCAAUGCAGGAAACAGAUUUAUUAGGGCAAAUGUUUUCAUGAAGUAUCACUAAUAAUUCACAAACCCUUUAGAGUCUUAUGAUUAUUAUUUAGAGGUUUUAAACUCCCAAGUUUGUCUUCUAUACCUGAAUUCAAAGAAGAAUGAGCAUAUUAAUUGGCAGUUACUAUAAACUGGAAGAAAUGCCAAAAAAAAAUUAUUAGGGAUGGAGUUGCCCCCUGAGAGUGUGCUCUACUCCUCAGCUGCAGUGUGUACCACUGAGAGACAUUUUCUGUAAAUAUGCCCAGCUUUGUAGAAUCCUUGCCUAACUGGUAUAUGAAAUACUGAAGCUGAGAAUCUUUCAGCCGAAAUGAGACCAUUGCUUUCUGGCAAGCAUUUAAUGGUUUCAAAAAAGUAUUGGUUUGCUUUACUUGCCUCUUUGCUUUUGCUUUUAUAAGUUUUGUUAUGCUUUGGGAGUUCUUUGGAAUAAAUGGAUUACCAAAAAUUAAUAGCUACAGCUCCAUAGACCCAGCAAGCUGUUCUUAUGAUAUUUGUUCAUAUGGCCAUGUUUGAAAUUAACAUGUGCUCCAUCUUAAUUGCUUUCCAUUGGGAUAUGUUGAUUUUUCUUCUGUCCCCAGCCUUGCUCUAGUUCUUAAAUGAUAGGUGCCUUGGCCAGAGAUGGGAAACAUUGAGGCUUGGGAGCCAUAUAUACCCUUCCAGCCCUCUCUGGACUCUGCCCAGGUCACACCCCACCCCAGACCCUACUUUAUACUCUCCUUGAAAGUGUCCUUGAAAUCUGAUCAUGCUUCUUGCUUGCCUGAUUGGAAGAUAGAGAGGGGUGUGUAAGUGUGUGUAGAAACUAGCUUACCUUGCAAAGGUAAAAUUCUCAUUUGCUUUGGUCUUGCCCACUUUUGCCUCUGGCCCCACCUACCACUGCCAUGUGAACCCUGGAAAGUUGCCUAGAUGGCACCAUAGUCCAUGAGCUGAAAAAUCUUCUCCACCCAUGCUUUCAACCAUAAACUUUAAAUGUGGUUUAAAAGUGAACAUGCAGCCUGCUACUGCACAGUGUGAAAAUCACUGAAUCCAAGCUUGAUAAUCUCUUUCUCUCUCUCUCUGAACAAACCUUGAACCUGGGUUCAGACAUAAUGCUAAGCACUCAGCAGCCAUGGCAGGAGCAGAGAGGUGCAAAGCAGUCAGUUUUUGCACUGGGAAUCAGCAUGAUGUGUGCUCACCUUUAAAUCAUAACCAAGGUUAAAAGUGACAAGUGAAGGCUGCUAGUGCUAAAUGAUGGUUUAACAUUCCUUGUGUGAUAUUCUGGUUUGUUUUCAGAUAACAGUGUACGUAAACAAAAAUAAUCUGCAACUUACUUGAGCAACUAUCUGAUGCAGAAGCAAUAGAAACACACAGUUUAGUAUCAUGGAUUUUGCAUAACAGUUCAGUUAUUUGACUACUACACUGUACAUGUCUAAAUGACACAAAUUGUAAAUUUUUUUUAAAAAAAUGUGUCUGUGUCUUGCUUUGGCAAGCUUACUAACUGAAUUUUUUUAAUUGAAAUUUCUUGUUAUUAGGCCAGGUCAUUAAGGCAUGGGAUAUUGGGGUUGCCACCAUGAAAAGGGGGGAGAUCUGCCACUUGUUGUGUAAACCAGAAUAUGCAUAUGGUUCUGCUGGCAGUGUCCCAAAGAUCCCCUCAAAUGCAACGCUCUUCUUUGAGGUAAGUGUAUCUUUAUUUGCUUAUUUUAUUUUGACUAAGUACAUUGUUACCUAAUGAGUGUAAUUUGCCAGUAAUAGCAGAUGUGCAGCACAAUGUUUUAUGGGCAGAAGUGAAGCAAACUAGCAAUGAUCAUGAAUCCAUCCACUAAACUCCACAGUUUUGGGAGAGGCCCUGAGUUAACUAGAUAGGAUAUUGUCAUGGGAAUCUUCCUGUAAAGGCUAAAAUGCAGUUGGGGACCACUUUGAUUGGUAGCCCAGGAAAAAUACGUAUACUGUUUUUGGAUCUAAAUAAAGUGGGGUGCCACUGUUAAUUCUGAUAACACUAAUCAUCAGCCCAUUGAAGGUGAAACUACAUUCAGGCAACUCUUCACCUCUUUCCCAGUAAUCUCUCUGCCUCCCUAUUCCUGCCCACCAGAAUUGGAAGAGUUGGCAAGAAUGCAGACAGAGGGGCUAUAGCACACAUUAUGUGGAAACAUGUUGAACCCCAAUAUCAACCAACCUACCUGUAUUUGUUCUUUCAAAGAAAAACAGCUUCCAAGGGACACCGUUGAUUCGUAAAACAAAAGGGAAGGGUGCUUAAUUAUUUUGGUGCUUGCUGUUUCUCUAUUGAGCCCAGACAUUUUGGACCCCAUGGGGAGAAAAGCUGUUUAGAAGAGAAUUUUAAGCUAUGAUUUGGGGGACAAGAAUUGUGUCCUCUUUUUGCCUACUCAGAAUCGUCCCCUCCAAAAUGGUGUGUGUGUAUUUUUGAAGUUAAUAUUGUGGCCCUAUUAGCUUUUUUGUGUGAUAUAUAGCUAGCCCCAAAGCUUAGGGCUUCUGCAAACAUUUUAUGGCACAAUGCAAGCAUUUUCACUCUUCUACCCUCUAACUACCCUACUCUUACUGCAGUAAUGCUUGCUGUUGAAAUGUAACAGAGGGGAGAACCUUGCUGACUGGGGAAAAUCCUAUGCUGCCACUGUUUUAUAAUGGGAUAUGCAAUUUGGAGAGUGAGUAGGCAUAGGCUUCAAAUGUUGGAAAAUCAGCUUGGGGUAGAAAAUGCAGAUUUGGGGGAGAGUAUUUGUUAUCCAAUUUUGUAACUCUUCAAAAUUUUGUGGACAUCAUGCUGGAAUGGGAGGAGUUGUGAUUCAUGAAUAAAUUCAUUAGCAUUGUGCAGCAGGGGCACAUUAAGGCUCUGCAGGCUGUGGCAGAAGGUGAACAGAGGUAGACAUUCUGGGUCAGCCUGACUCUCUGUUCUUAACAUAUGCGGUAAUGACAAAGACUGGGUAAGCACUGAGUACUUUUUACUUUUUUUUUUUAAAUGAUAUUUAUUAAGAAUUUUAAAAUUACAAAAAGAAAAACAAAAAAGAAAAAGAGAGAGAAAAAAACAAAAGAAAAACAAACCACAAUCGAACAAUACAAAUUGAUAAAAGUCAAAAUCAAAAAAUAACACGACACAAUUAAAAAACAAAAAUAUGCCACAAACAUUUAAAAACAAAUCCAAUAUUCUCAAAUCCUUAACUGUCAUUACCUUCUUUCUUUGACCUCCUCACUCCUCCCUUUUUUUGUAUCCUAGUUAUUAAUUGUCACAGCAAAUCCUUUCCAUAUUUCAUAAUAUUCUGUCAUUACAUUACCUUAAUCUAUUUUAAUCUUAUCUAACUAUAAAAGACCUUAAAACUUAAAACUUAAAUCUUAUUUAUACCAAUUUCUCCUAACCAUAAUAUUCUUACAUAAUUCUUUAAACAUUUUUGCUAAAGCCAAAUAAUUUCAUUCCAACAUUUUUCUAACGUUCAUCAAUUUUAUAAAACAAUCCUAAUAAUUUUUUUUUUCUUCCAAUCUUCAUCCAGCAUCUCUUCCUCCUGGUCCCGGGUUUUGUCAGUCCUUUCUAUCCCAUCGAUCUAGUGCAUUAACCUGGUAAUCUUAUGUCUGAGGCCCUUAAGUCCCUUCCAUGUCCCAUCCGCAGUUCUUCUUCAUAUUUAUACCUGUACUUUACUUUGUCUCCUGCUCCUUUCACUCGUGGGAACUCCAACUUAACAGUGUUUAUGACCCUUCUCGACAAAUCAGCCCCUUUUCCACAGUCCAUACUAAACUCCAUGUGGUAUUUUAAAACAUGUUUCAAAGUCCCUCCAAAAUUAAGAGCCCCCACAACCCCAAACAUCUCACGGCCCAUUGCCAGACUUGAAAAGUCCAAACAUCCCUGCAUAGGGGGGGUCUAUCCAACCCCCCCAUUUCCAAACCAAACCAAACUUUAUCUUUCCAAAUCUGGCUUUUUCCAAGUUCAUUUGUCAAAUCCAAUAAUUCAUGUUCCUGCUGGGCCACAGCUCCCUCCAUCUCUGGCACCCAAGAUUCAACAGCAUCCUCUUCCCUCAUCUGUUCUGUCAGAGCACACUCCUGAUUUGAUUCCUGGGUGGGCUCUAUAUAGUUUCCCACUACCUGUCCAAAAUUUCUGAUCGCAACAGUCAUCAAGUCCGUCUUCUCAUGUAGCUGUUCCAGUAGGGCACUUGUUUUACAGAAAGCACGCAGCAGAGCUUCUGAGUACAUUGUUCUGCAAGGUCAGAUGUCUAUUCCCACGAUCGUAAUCUAUUGCAGCUGCAAGCUCCCCGGUUCAGAAUUGGUAACAGUUUCACAGGUUCCCUCUAGGGGAAGAGCUUCUAUUUGAUCUUUCCUUUUUAAGGCAGAUCUAACAACAAAGUUUCCUUUUUCAGAUAUUUUGUCAAUAUUUGUUCCUUUAAAAUGCGAAGGGGAACAAUGGAAUCACUAUGUUUCUCUUCUUUUAACUAUCUGUCAAAGACGUUUGUCUCUGGUCAAUGAGCUUCCCAAAGAACGUCAGUCCUGACACCCUGCUCCAGGAUCAAGACUGUGGAAAGUUACUUUGUGUUACACUCUCUUCUGCAGGUUUAAACAGUCCGGAAAAAAUCCCCCCUCUUCUCCUGCUUCCGAAGGGGGUUUAACAAUUUUAAAUGAUGAAAGUUAAUCCUUUACAGGCAAUUUUCUGAACUCUAGUUUGCCAUGUCUUUGCUUUAAUCUAUCUACAAGAAAUGGAAGGCUGACUUCCUGUUUAGACCUUCCCGUUUCAGUGCCAAAUUGAGGUAAAUUUCUUAGUCCAAUUUUCCUUUCUACUCGCAAAUCAUUAUUUGAAGUCCAAUUGUCCGAAAUUUAAGUACUCACAGGUAAUUGUUUUAAAAGCCAAAUUGUCCCAGGAAAAAGGCAGCGCUCUCCGGCAAUGGCUGUGCGGCUUCGCUCCACGGAAGAAGCAGUUGACUCUCAGCACCGCGCCACUUCCCCCUCUUCACUCUGGAGCCCGUUAGUGGGUUCCUUUGCGGGUUGGGGGGGCGCUAAAGGUGCCUGCCGAGUCCCAUGGUCACAGGCUUCAUCCGCCUGUGAUAGUACUUUUUACUUUUUAGCCAGUGCUGGCUUGCCACUGUUCUCCACCUCAUAGGAACUUACUUUCCAAGAAGGAACCAUCCUUCACUGCUUUCCCCAGCUCCUUCUUUCUUUCCAGAAUACUAAUAAUAAUACAGUGGUACCUCAGGUUAAGAACUUAAUUCAUUCUGGAGGUCCGUACUUAACCUGAAACUGUUCUUAACCUGAGGUACCACUUUAGCUAAUGGGGCCUCCCGCUGCCACUGCGCCGCCGGAGCACAAUUUCUGUUCUCAUCCUGAAGCAAAGUUCUUAACCCGAGGGUUAGCGGAGUCUGUAACCUGAAUUGUCUAUAACCUGAAGUGUCUGUAACCUGAGGUACCACUGUAAUUACUUUUCAAAUACAUGUGAUAAAGAUUCCUGAAAAAAGUGAACCCCACACAACUGUUUCCAAAAACCGUUUCCAUUUCUCUGUAUUUUGAAGCCAGAAAGUUGCAUAGUAGCAAAGACAGAAAGCAGACAUAUGGGGGUUCAGCUUGCCCACAGCAGGAGUCCUUGCCCCCACUCCUCCACAGCAUUUGCCUUCCAAUAAUUAUUUCCAAAUUAACAUAUAUAUCCAUAUAAAUGAACAUAUGCAACAUUUUUGCCAAUUGGCACCCUCUUGGUUUGCGCCCUGGAUAUUUGAGCACCUAGCAACCCUCCAGGGGGAGCAUCACAGUGAUUUGCUCAUAUGCCUGCUGUGCCUGCAAGCUCUUAGUCACCUCAGAGUCAUUGGAAUACAGCCAUACCUCGGGUUGCAAACGCUGCGGGUUGCGUGUUUUCGGGUUACGGACGCGCCGAACCCAGAAGUACUGGAACGGGUUACUUCUGGGUUUCGGCGCUCGCAAAUGUGCAGAAGCACUAAAUCACGCUUUGCACAUGCGCAGAAGUGCCGAAUGACGUCACAUGCAUGCGCAGACACGGCGCUGCGGGUUGCAAACGUGCCUCCCAUACAGAUCACUUUCGCAACCCGAGGUCCCACUGUAUAUGCAAACAAAACAUCAAAACUGUGUCUUAGAAUUCUGUAUAGAAUGCAGUGUAGUAGACAGAUUGCACCCUAAAUCUGGGGAAAAGUUGUUUCCAGAUUUCUACAAUUUAUAACUUUUUCUAGUGAGGCCUUAUGCAAAUAAGGUAGCAUUUGCUAUAUUGUGGGACUUCACUAGCUUGCUUCUCUUUCUCAUUGUUUUGUCAAACUCUUUGUAGAUUGGGCAUAUUUUGAUCCCCACUCGUUGGUUCUAAGAGCCGUAGUGCAGGGCUGGAUUCACAUGAGAACUCUGCUUGCAGUUGAUGCUUUUUUGUUGCUUAUGGUAAAUCUGUGUGAUAAGGAGAUGGCUAUCCAUGAGAAAUAUGGGAGCAGAUGCUACGAAUGGAGUGAAUAAUCCAUGUAGCCCUUUUGUCAUGUGUGGGGUGGUAGUGGAAGCAGCUGACUAGAAGGGUAGCCCAUGUGAGUUAGCCCAUAGAUCCAGUGUUUGUGUGUGUUCCAACCCUUGUGGAUUAUCACAUAUUUGAAGUUUGGUCUUAUUGUUGUUACCAUUAUUUUCAGAUUGAGCUGCUAGAUUUCAAGGGAGAGGAUUUAUUUGAGAAUGGAGGCAUCAUCCGCAGAAUCAAACAGAAAGGUGAAGGAUACUCCAAUCCCAACGAAGGAGCUGCUGUACAAAGUGAGUGUUGGUGUUCAUGUCAGUUGUUUGCAGCAUUUGAAAUCUAGGGGUACUUUGCUAUCUCUGUUCAUUACCAGCUCUUAUUCAUAGAGACAGAAAUAUGUGAACCAACUGCCCUGGCAAACAUCAGCUCCAAAACCUGUCCUUCCAACCUAAUAAUAAUAAUAGUAAUAAUAAUAAUAAUACUUAGCUUUGUUUAGAGGAUUCAAGUGUAAUGUUUACAACAACCCUGUAAGGAAAAUCAGUAUUAUUAUUCCACUAUACUGCAGAUGAGCUGAGGCUGAGAGAGAGUAGCUUGUCAAAGGAGGCCUAGUGAAUCAAACAGAGAUUUUCUGAUUUCACUGCUCAGUUGCUUAGCCACUGUGCUGAACCACCUUUCAACCAUUAGUUUUUACUCCUGAUCUCAUGUGCCCAGAUUCGAACAGCUACAUUUCCCCAUGUCACCCUAUUUUCUAAUAUCUUCUUCUCAAUUUUGCCUAUUCCUUUUUUACCCUCCAUCAGGUACAUUCUUGAAACCUGACUCUUUUCAUCUUUCUCAGCUUUGUUAUCAGCUUGAAGUAGCCACUUACUUCAUGGGGUUCAUCCCCUGAUUCUUCAGAAUUCCAUGUUUCUUCUGUUCUUGUCACAGCUGAAAUUCAGUACAGAUCAGAAUGUGCACCUGCUUGCUGAUGACCACGUAAUGUUUCUUUUAAGGCUUUCACCUCUUUAACAAAGACCCAUCUAGCACUUUAAGCACUUUCAGUUACUUUCAUCUGCCGGGGAACUGGCAGCUUCAGACAAUUUGAUUAACUCCAUAGUUUUGCACACCCCAUAUUCUUGCAGGCUUUGAUGAACAUCUAAUCUACAAAAUAUAUGUUCCACAUGAAGCUUCAUUUUCUCUCAGUUUACAAAAGCAAUGGGGGUGUUGUUGUUUGAGAACUGUUCUUGUUUGAAAAGCUGAGUAUUAACACUCAAUAGGCUUUGAAAAACAGUUGUGUUUUUGUUUUAGAAUCUGUAACAAAGACCUUUCCUCUUCUGCUAUCCAGUUCCUGGUUUCAGUUUAGAACACACUGAUUCUUUUUUCUUGGUAAAUCCAACUGAAUAAGCACCAGGACUACUGGGUUCUGAGGGUGUAGCCCAGGGGUAGGGAACCUGUGGCCCAUCAGAUGUUGCUGAACUACGGAACUUGUCAUCCCUAAUGACUGGCCAUGCUAGCUGGGAGUAAUGGAGUCCAACAACAUCUGAAGAGCCACAGGUUCCUCACCCAUGGCUUAAUGGAAAAUAUUAUAAAGCGAGGGCAGUUAGCUGCUGAGGGAAGGGUUUGCUGGUAGGUCACCUGAGUUCUGAGUCAUAGUAAUCCUUUUUCUGUCAUAAGGACCCCUGUGGUAAUGACUGCAAACCAUCCUUAAAUUCUACAGCUGUAAAUUUUUGGCUGCAGGAUUUCUAACUGAUAAACAGAAGAAAACUGGAAGGUGUAAAAACGGAUAAUCCAGGCUUUAGUGUCCUCAUUUACAGUGUUCAGAUCUUGAAGUUCAGUAGUAGGGCACAUGCUAGGCAAGCAGAAAGCCUCAUGUUCAGUCCCUGGUAUCUGCAGGUAGGGCCCUAGCCCUUCCUGAAACCUCCAAGGUUUCAGGUCCUUCCUGAAACCUUGGAGAGCGGCUAUCAAUCAUUGUCAGCGGCACAGAACUAUAUAAACCAGCAGUCUUACCUGGAAUAAGACAGCUUGCUGUUCUGGAUGCAUUGUAAUGAUAGUGCUUUGGGACACACCAUACAGCAUCCUUUAUCAAUCUCAAAACCAUGCUUUGUAUAUGAUUAUGAUUGCAAUCUCACAUAGGUUUUUCUUCUGAACUCAUUAUGUAAGGCAUGUAGUGGCAGGCACAUUUGUGAUAGGUAUCUAAAACCAGGUAGCAUAUUGUCAGUUUUAUGUUGCCUCUGAAUCUUUUCUAUCCUUUGGGAAUAAGGCUACCUAUUCUUCCUCCCUCCCCACUUGGCUAAAUCCCGGAUGAUUGAGGUUUACAGGAAAUAGCUGUUGAAGUCUGUGGUUUAUUUCAAGUUUAAAAACAUGUCCAAAGGGGUUGUUGCAGGAACAGUAGGGUAGUUUAGUGGAGUCUUCCAAGAAGCUUCUUUCUAGCAAGCUGGAAGUUCCCAAGGGCUCUCCCUCCCUUCCUCUUGGUUGGAACAUUUGUGCCAGACCACAACUCCCACAUGAGAAAAACAAACCAACGAAACUUCAUUGGUAAGCUGCAGACACCUUUUUUUAAGGUUGCUUUUUGUAUACUAAUGAAGUACAUUUUACAGUUUAUUAUGCAACAAGUAAUUUAUCUGCCUAAGUAAUACUUGCUUGUUGACAUGGAAUAAGAAAAGUUUUUGUAGUAUGAUCUGACGUGUGUACUCAAGUCCCACUGAGUUAGAUUAGACUUCCUUGCAAUAAAGUAUGCCUACAGCAAAAGGCUUUUCAAUUAGGAUUUCAACUCCCAAUGAGAAUUCUGAGUAGUCAUGUUCAGAACUGAAUUGUAAAUUUAUUAACAAUUUGUUCUUUUCCUGAUUAGUUUAUUAAUUCAGAAGUGUUUUCAGUAUCUUAUAGAUUUAGUUGUGUGGUUCACGAAAAUAACAUGACUCUUAAACUAAAGCAGAGAUAUUAAUUUAAUGAUUAAGUUUAUUCCCUUUGAACAGCUGCUUUGUGAGAAUCAUGGAAAUAAAGCCAUCUGCAGCAGUCUUCAGAAUACAUGAAGUGUAACCCAGGGGAAAUUGGGCACAUUAAGAGACAGUGAUACCAAGUGCCCACCUUCCUGCCCCCAGUUGGUCCCCAUAUUGUCAGUAAAGCAGAAGUAGAGAUGGGAUGUUUUGAAGAAACUAAAUUUAUGUUUGCUACCUCUGUUUCUUGUUCCAGUAGAUAAAUGCCUCUGGAUUGAGAGCCGCAUUUCAGACUCAUUGUCAGCUACUGUGAAGUGGAAAUGUGCUGAUAAUUUGACUUGAAUAGAGCAGGUUGGCAGAAAACCAGAAGAGUAGUUAUGAUUGCAUUUAGAAGCCAAGCAGGUGGUAAAACCUCGGCAACUGUGCUUUAACUGAUAGUGUUUCUGCUCAGUUUUAGUAAAACCCAAUAUUAACUUGGGAGCUGAUACAAAGAUUCCUGGCAAUUAUAUUACUGCUAUAAUUAGAAUGGGAGGAAAUAUGCAUGGAGCAGAACUGAAGUCUUUGAGCUGGAUUUUUGUAGACAGUGUUAUUAGCUUGACUGAUGGGGCAUAAUUCACAUCUCUGCUUCCUAAAACACAGGCUGCAGUUGAAUAUUUGCAUUCCAAGUUGUGUUACAGCUCCUCUGCUGUUUUAAUCAGAGUACAAAUUGCUGUCAGUGCACAGAGUUCAUGUGCCAGCCACAUUCAGAACACAGUGUUCUGUGCUCUUCAAAACAAAAUUGCUCUAGGCACUGAGAGAACAAUAAGUUAGCUCAGCAGCUGAAGUGAUGUUCCCUGGUCUGGCUAGAGUUUCUGACUGUGUAAUCCAAGUGUAAUUCUAUCCAAAUGAUCUGCUUUAGGCAGCACUUAAGUAACUUUGAUAAUCAAGUUGUGGAGUUUUUCUGAUAUCAUGUUUAUACAAUUCAUAUGAAAUCACUUCCUCUAAUAGUGAAUGGGGGUUGUCCAAAGUGCCUAUCAACUUGGAAGCAAAAGAAAAGCACCCCAAAAUAAGGGACAUGUUUCUGUACAGUUAGGGGGUUUCCUGGGUAUGCAAAAGUAUAAAAGUUUGCAAAUCUAAACCCUCCAAAAAUGGCUUAGUGAGGACUUUCAAGGACUGAGGACAUAGAGAUAGCAAAGUUCACACUGAAUGAAUCCCAAAUACAGGAACUCAGGUUUUUUGGUGCUACUUUUUUCGCAGUGUAUGAUUGAGAGCAACUGAGAGAAAGAAUAUUAGUACAGUAUGUCAGUUGGGGAUAAUGGGGGUGGGAGGAGUUGAGGACAGGUUGAGAGCCGUUGAGACAUAGACCACGAUCAGGAACAUUGAUCUCAGUGCAAUAAAUCAUGAUUUAUUUGGGCGAAAAUGAGCUGUGUGCCAUGUGUUCCCUCUUUACUCUUUCCCUUGUGCACCCAGCUUUCACAAAUAUUUCUUCCAUUUCUUAAACUGAAAUGAUUUCCUGUGUCAUCAGCUGGGUAAUGGUAGUUUAACAAACUCUGGAAGGAGCUUAUUUGGCUGAAGAUUGUUACUUUUGAACCCAGCCACAGAUUUGACGAUGUUGGUUGAAAAACAAAGGGAAACCUAGGAGGAGUUGAUUACAUGGCUCUUUUCCACCCAAUCACAUCACCCAUCUAAACUGAGCAUCAGUUUGAGGAGGCCAAAGACUCCCAUGUUGCUGGUGUAAUUGGAAUCCUUCCAAACACUCCCCAGUGACUUACCAUAGGGAGCAUACUUACACACUGCUGGGCAAUAUACUAUAUGUGAAAGAAUAAUAAAAGAAGUCCUUAAUCUCCAGAAAUGCUCUUUUAUAAUGUUUUCGUAUUUAUAAAUCACUGGCAUUUUAUAAUUAUAUAAUAUUAUAUAUCUCAGUUAUAUAUUAUACUAUAGUGUAUCAUAUGUUUAUUAUAUUAUUUUGGCUCAGUGACAGAACACAUGUUUUACAUGUGAAAGUUUCAGUGUUGGCAUCCCCAGGAUAGGGACAGGUGCAUAUAGAGUUUGUCUGAGGCAGCUUAGCCUUCUGAAAUCUUGGGCAAGUGUACCUAGCUGCCCCCUACCCUCUGCAUGCGCCUGAGUAGGGCUGCAUUGAAUUGCAGAGGGUUGGACUAGAUGACCCUUUGGAUCCCUUCCAACUCCACAAUUCUAUGAUUCUAUGGCUGGGAAAGACUCCUGUCUGAAACCCCAGAGAGCUAUUGCCAGUCACCGUGGGUAAUUGCUUCAAGAGCUAGGUAUAUUUAGCAGAAAGCAGGACAGAACUGAAGAGAUUGCUACAUAGGGAGAAAGUGAGGGAUAUACUUCUGUGCAUGUCACUAAGUGAAGUUCACCCUUCAGAAAUACCUAAUAUGAUUUGUCUUUGUUCAUGUUAAUGAAGCUUAUGAUGGAUGGUUGCAAUACUGUUGCAACCCUGUUGCAAAUUAUGCCCUGCUGAGUUCUGGCAUCUAGUUAUGUUUUUGUUUCUGCAUGGUGUUCAUGCUUGAUGAUAAGCAGACAUCUAGAAAUCUUGAUGUUUGCUUUCUAUGCAAAUGGUGGUCAAGGGAGAGGAUUGUUCUGGUUUCUUUUUGUUAUUAUUUACAUGAGAAACUUAUUUUUUGGUUGAACAUACAGUUUGGCUUAGGGGUGAGAAGACCAUAGGUUUAGAAGCAUUAGGCAAAGAGGUGGAAGUGUGCCAGGAUUGAAAUUGUUUCUUCACAGCCUGUGUUCUUUGAUUUGCUGCUCUCCAGUAGAAACCUGAGUAGAUAGUACAGUUCCUGUAGCCCUGUGUGUGAUGAAUGACUAACCAUCUACAACUUAAUGAAAUAUUGCUCUAAAUUCAGAGACUGGCCUGCUGUUCACAGGGCUGGUUUUCCAGCUAUUAUGAAUGUUCUGGAAAGAGGCACUAACAGUGCUGAUCUCUCAGCUGCCUGCCCUCCACCUUAUUCAGUGCACCAAGUACAAUGUGAGCAUUCCAUUCCAAGUACAGUUGAAAGGAUGAACCUUGUUGUUCCUUGCGUUUUGGAGAAACUUCAGAGAUCUCUAGCUAUCAGAAACACAUAGCUAUGUGAACUCUGACAAUCAGCUGAUUCACAGGGCUUUCAUAGGUCCAUGCAUGAGACUUUACAGAUGCCACCAAUAAGCUCAUGGUGGUGCCUGCAAACCUUCUUUAAUUCAGCCAUGUCUUUACCUGCCAUCUUAUAUGGCAUCUAGGGAUAGGUUAUCUCUGUUUCCCAUUUUUCCAAUCUUACAUUCAGUUCUCCAGGUUUCUGUAAUUAUAUUUUGAGAUCAGCAGUUUCCUCUUUUAGGAAGAAUAAAAGUUGGUAUCUAGUGCAGCUUAGGUAAUAAUGUGAGUCUUCCAUUCAAACUUUACCUAAACUAACUAACUUUACCUAAACUAACUAAAUGGCUUUAGGAAAGCUGCUAUCUCUAUAACUGCUAUUAUGAAAACUGGGCUGAGCUUCUGAAGCACUAACAUAUUUACAGUGGUGCCCCGCAAGACGAAUGCCUCGCAAGACGGAAAACUCGCUAGACGAAAGGGUUUUCCGUUUUUUGAGCUGCUUCGCAAGACGAAUUUCCCUAUGGGCUUGCUUCGCAAGACGAAAACGUCUUGCAAGUUUGUUUCCUUUUUCUUAACACCGUUAAUACAGUUGCGACUUGACUUCGAGGAGCAACUCAUAGAACGCAGUGUACAUAGUAGCCUUUUUGAGGUUUUUAAAGACUUUGGUGAUUUUUGAAGCUUUUCCAAAACUUCUUUUGCAGCCAUUUGGUAAGUUAAGCUUUUAAAACUUUUUGGGGGGUUUGGAUUUUGGGUUGGGGUGUUUGGAAUUCAAGGACUUGGUGUUGGGGAGGGGUUUGCAAGAAUCUGGAAGCUUGUGUGUUUUUUUCUGCAUUUUUACGAUUUUCUGUGACCAUUGGGCCACUCUGCUGUUUUUUUAAAAAAUUUCUGGAUUUGAAUUUCUGUGUGCUGGGUGGCUGGGGGAACAGUUGGGGAGGGGUUUGCAAGAAUCUGGAAGCUUGUGUGUUUUUUUCUGCAUUUUUACGAUUUUCUGUGACCAUUGGGCCACUCUGCUGUUUUUUUAAAAAAAUUCUGGGUUUGAAUUUUGAAAUGCUCUUUACAGUAUGUGUGACUUUAAAGAGCACUUAAUAAACUCUUGUUGUACCAAAUUUGGCUUUGUUUGGACUUUUUUUGACCAUAGGAACGCAUUAAUUGAUUUUCAAUGUAUUCCUAUGGGAUUUCGUGCUUCGCAAGACAAAAAAUUCGCUAGACGAAAAAAUUCGCGGAACGAAUUAAUUUCGUCUUGCGAGGCACCACUGUAUGUGUAAGCAUAGGCGAUCAUACCCAUAUGUAGGUAACUUAUACCAAUAACUAUUGGACAAAAAUUAUGGAGGGAAGUGUUGUUCUGCAGCCCAUAUACAAGCAAAAGUGUCAUUGACUUGUUAGAGAACUUUGACUUCAGUAUGAUUUUGAAAAUGACUUAUUUGAACAGAAUUCCAGUGAAACAGCCCUGUGAGAAAAGGGAAACAUGUUCAGGAAAAUUCAGUUUCAUUGAUUUUCUCAUUUUCUUUUUUGGUGGGGUUGCAGGAGCAGGAGGGAGAAGCAGGAUGAUGGUGAACCAAUCAUUCACCUUAAGAAACCAGGGUGCAAGGCCAGCAGUAACUGUUGAAUAGCAUUCCAAUGGGAUCUCCCUCUGUUUCUGAUUAUAUAUUUUCGAACAUGAAGAGGGAUGUGUGUGUUCAUUUGCUGCAACAGACUAAGAGUCUUGUGGCACCUUGAAGAUGAAGACGAAGAGUCUUGUGGCAUAAACUUUCAUGAAGUACUAUCCCAAAGUGGCUGGUAUAUAUACACAUUGUGGUUUGCUUCCCCCUGCCCCAUUUCAUUUCCCUCUGCCGGUUUAGGAGAACACUUCAUGCACCUGAUGAAGUGGGCUCUGGGCUAUGAACAUCUAUGCUGCAAUAAAUUUGUUCAUCUUUAAUAUGUGCCACAGAACUGUUUGUCGCAUAUCUUUCAAGUCAGUUUUUUAAAUAUAUGUGAGUGAAUGUGUUAUUUUACCUUGUUGUGUUCUAGCACUAAAUAUCAAGUAGUUUUCCUUUAAAGAAAACUUUGUAGCUCUUUUUGCAUGUGGCUAGCAGAUACAGCUAUAACAAUAUUUGCACACUUUGCAAUAAUCAAUCUUAGAUUUACAAGUCAGCAUGUCAAAACUCAAUAUCUGGAUCCAGCAGAGCUGCUUAGAAACCAGGAAGCAGACUAACCAUUAUGUGUUACUUUGUCCUUGUUCCAGAAAGGCACAGUUAGUCCUUAUGGGAACAUAGUGUUCUAUACAGCACUUGUUCUUUCUUUCUUUCUUUCUUUCUUUCUUUCUUUCUUUCUUUCUGGGAGGGAGGCACUUAUAUAUGCAAACAGAUGUUCAGUCAGAAUGUCCACAUAGCUUUGUUAAUCCAGGUAAUAUUUCUAUUGUGCAAGUGUAUUACUGUAAUUUUACUAUUUGACUUCGCACCACAAUCUGGCCCUGUCACAAACAGGAAGUACAAAGAUUUACAAAUGAAUAGUAGUAUGUAGUUAUAACAGUGCAGCAACCUGUGACCUGUUCUAUAGCAGUUAUUUUGCAUACUCUGCUUAGUAAGGGAAGGGAAGACAAGGCAAGACUGUCUAGUAGCCGUUCCUGGCUAAACAAGUCCUUGCUCUGAACUGAGCCCUUCAUGACUCCAGUAAACACAGAGGAUUUCUAGAUUGCUGCGCAGGGUCACAGAGGAAACUUUCUGUGCCAGCACUGGCGGAGGAGUGCGGGGGGAGCGCACCUCCACUGGCAGCACGAUGCCGUUAGGGUGCCAUUGCGGCUCCCCCCCCCCCCGCGCUGGGUGCCAUGCCCCUGCAGGUGGCAUGCCACGCCCCUGCGGGCGGUGCCCCACGCCCCCGGGACGCAUGCCAGCCCCGCCCCUGCCUGCUCUCCACACCCUGGUGCUGAAGCAUGAAGCUCUGCCACUGCCUGCCAGUGCCAUGCAGGUGCCCUUGUAUAGAAUUUUUGUGCUGGGGCAGAGUGCCAGUAGCUUUUGCAACACUGUGUCCCAGUUUAAUUACAAAAACACCAGUUUCAAGCUCACUUCUACAUCAGGGCCUACUGCCCAGUGCUAGGAACUGUGAUGUCUAUGCAAUGGCUCUGAAAACUGGGCCACAACAUGACUAAAGUAAUUUAUUUGCAGAAAAACUUUUACUAGACUCUGAAAAUUUCAAAGACUGUAGAAAUCAUCUGAAGUACUCAACUCUGUUGGCUAGAGGUCUCAUUUUAGAAAUGCAUUUAUAAUGUUUAAUACAUCACAGCAGUUUACAACAAUAUAAAGACAUAAAACCAAACAAUAAAAUCAAUGGAACAGAAUAGAAAAAAAAUUCAGCAGGCAUUUAAAAGAUGGCACAGAAGUCUCCUGGUGAAUUUCUAUUGCAGAAAGUCAUGGGCAAUGUGGCUUUGGGGUUUAUUUUGGGGCCCGAAUGCUGACAAAAAUGUGUUUUAGCCAUGAAGCGCUUUAAUUCCUGUCAAAAUAUUUGCAGUCAAACAGUGCUUUACAGUGCAUUGUUGUUUUCUUUCUCAUAUAGUCCAUCUGAAAGGAUUCUGUGAUGGCAGGAUGUUUGAUUGCAGAGAUGUAGCAUUCACGGUUGGAGAAGGAGAAGACCAUGACAUUCCCAUUGGAAUUGACAAAGCUCUGGAGAAGAUGCAAAGGGGAGAAAAUUGUAUCCUACAUAUUGGAGCACAGUAAGACAUUUGAGAUUUCUCCCAUCUCUCUCAAUAUUUUCAGUAGUUGGUGUGAUAAAGCAGAGAUGUGGAGCCACCCUCUGAAUACAGGUGUUGCUGCAGCUUAUCGAGCUGGUGCUUCAGCAGGGCAGCUGUGAGGUUGAUGCUGUGUGGAUGUACUGACAGAGCCAAUAUUGUGCUCCUGUCAAUGUUUUUACACAGCCACAACAUCACCACCACCACACAACUCUGUCCUGGUCCCAUUCAGGUAAGCUGUAGCAGUGCUGGUUUUGGGAGGGCAACUCCACAGCUCUACCUCACCAUACUGGCCACUACUGUCUGUCUCUUACAGAUGCACACACUACACAGCUUCUACAGCAUUCAACUCUAACGUAAGCAGAGAUGCAUUUAGACAUUAUUUUGCCACAGGUUCUGUGGCUGUGCCUCCAGUGUGCCAGAGUGUUUUGAUUGCUGGAUUUUGAACACACACAGUUGCCCACAAUGCAGAGCAGUCCUGUAGUUUUUAAAAAAUAAAAUACUGCUGUUUGAUCAGCUUUCCUUCAAAGUAAGGUUACCAGAUUUUUUUCAAUGAAUCUGGGGACACUUUUCAACUUCAAUGGAUUUUGUAUGGGGACUGAUUUGUAAAUCCAGGGACUGUCCCCGGGAAACGGGGAUGUCUGGUAACCUUAUCUCAAAGCGGCUUCAUGCUGAAAGGAAAACUUUACAGUUAAGCUCUGGUGUGUACGUUUGAGUCAGGUAUUGCACAUGCUUAGACAAUAGCCUGGUGAAUAGGAGUUGUGGGAUAUAGGCAAGGAACCAAACAGGUAAAACGCAAUGGGUGGCGACAUCACUGUCCCCUCUCAGGUAUAUACAGCAACAUACAAAUGCAAAUUGAAAUGCAAGGGAGGAAAUUACCUUGCUGUGCUUUAAGCUACUAACACAUGCAUAUUCUAUGUUAACCUUUGUCGCAAAUGAGGUGAUUAAAAUAUGUUAAACCAAACCAAUUGUGCAUGUAAAGUGUUUUUGUUAAAUGAUUUUCUAUCGUAAUACAGCUCUUGCAAUUAAUAGUGCCAGAACUACAUUCUAUUGCUAGCUAAUGGUAGGAAUCUUACAUAUGUCCUAUGAGGUAUUAUCUCUCUUAAAACCUAGAGUAACAUUAUUCACAUCUGGCAGAUUUUAAGGGUUGGAGUAGAAAGAAUUUAGGCAAUAAUUCCAAAUAUUAUUAUCUAUUUACCCUUCUAAAGUUUAGUGUGAUUAUUAAAGAUCCUAAGACAUUUGUGAAAAAUCUCAUUACUGAAAAAUAAAUGCAUGUUCCAUUGAAGAAGGUAUUAAAAUUGAGUAGGAAGCAAGGUAUAUAAUAGUAUCUAAUCUGAAUACAAAGGAAGUAAUGAUAAGCCUAGUAUAGUGUGUACAAUCUGUGUGUGUUGCCACAGAUGAGUUACUUGGCCACUGGUUUCCUAGGCAACAUCUGUUUUGUUUCCAGGGGCCGAUGUGUAGCUACCCACUGUUAUCUCCACGUGAGCGCAAAUAUUCAGAAUGCUGAAUUAAGUGCCUCAUCCUAUGCUGUUUUUGUUUAGUAUUUUGUUUCCAUGCUUUGUUUUAGAUAUGGAUUUGGUGAAGCAGGGAAGCUUAAAUUUGGCAUAGGGCCAAAUGCUGAACUUGUGUAUGAAGUUACACUGAAAAGCUUUGAAAAGGUGAGAAUGGGAUUUUUUUCCAAUUGUAAAUAGCUAUAAUACACACACACACACACACACACACACACACACGGCUGACAUUUACCUACAAUAUCUCUUCUGCAAUGAAAACAUUUAGGAUGUCCUGUUCUCUUUCCCCCUCCCUGCCCCUGCAUGUUUGUGACAAAGCUUGGUAAGGCAGAUACGUCAACUAAGGUCACAGAGUUCUUGUGAGUGUGUUUGUUUUAUUGUUUUGGGUGAGGUCCAAUACUUGUUCUGGGCUUGUUCCUUUUGUACUUCUUUUUUUUCCCUGGGCUGCAGACAAAAAAAAUCAUGUUCUGCCAAACAGCACUAAGAGGAGGGCAGGGCAGAAUUGCCAAACAGGCUGUGCCCUCUUUGGGGUGCUAGAGAAUGUACCCAUCUCUGUACAGUAUAGUAAAGGAACAAGAUGUACAUAAGGUGGAGCUGUGCUUUUAUAGUCUAUACUGGGGAAUGUUUGCAGGAGGAAGGCGUUGGUUUCUUCUCCACGCUUUCUACUCUUGAAAGAUUUGUAGAGGUUUCUCACACUUUCAUGACUUUUUCAUCCUAUCACACUUCCCAAGACAGUGUUUGCAAAGAGAUUUUUAGCAGAGCUAUAAUCAUUUGUGAAGUGGGUCCCCAAGUUUAGGGCAGCAUCCGCAGAAUGCUGUCUUCAUUAAAGUGUCAGCCAGUACCUUUAAUCCGGAUUUCUCCUUACUGGGAAAAAAUCUGAUAAAUAUAUUAUUAUGCAUCUGCAGUCAUUGCUGGUGUGGAACCUGUUAAGUGCUUUUUGGGUGGGGGAAUAAUUUGGCACAUGUGUGGUGAUGUUUCAGUGGGUAGCUUCCAUUGCCACACUUCUGCUACCAGUUGCUCCCCACAUGGAGCAGAUUUGCACAAGCCUUGUAAUAAUCAAAACAAAUGUGUAGUGCUGCUUACUGCUCUGAAUGGAGGUGGGGAAAUGUGUGUGCCAGUCUUUCUGUGAAUUAAGACGAUACCUCUCUCUUUGCCUUCUCCAACUAACAUUCAAUUUAAAUGUAAAGGAUCUGAGGAUCUGUUCAUGUUGCUGAGAUGGAGAGGGGAAUCAAGUGAGUCCUGAGUGUCAUCUCACUAUUUUUCCAAUCCCCUCCAAGAGUCUCUUACAGCUGUAGGUAGAAGCCCUGCUGCACAGAGCUAUUGAAGAUGAUGGGUGGUGGAGAGGGGAGGGGAGGAGAGAAACAGCAGGAAGAGGCAAGCAGGAAGCCCCCCCUCGCCACCUCUUACUUCACCCACUGUUUGCAAGACAUAGCCUUAAUUUCAGUGCCGUAAAUAUUUAGUUACUCUGAAACUUGCUCUUAAUUUCUAAAGCCAGAUGUAGCUUACCUAGUACCCUCUAUAGCUUGAUGGUAGAGCAUGUGCUUUCUGUGCAGAAGACCCCUGAUUCAAUCCCCAACUGGGAGAGACUCCUGUUGGAAUCCGGAAAGCCACUGCCUGUCAGUGUUGGUAAUACUGAGUUAAAUGGACACAAUGACCUGACCCAGCAUAAGACAGCUUCCUGGGUUACCCUUUGUGUGUAAUACCCUCUAUUCCUUCCUACUCACUGAUCCCAUUGCUAACACUACUGCAUUACUUGAAAUAAUACGUUCAAGUAAUGUCAAAGUUGGAAAUAGUGAGAUUCUGUGAAGUUUACUGUGUCUCGGGGUCUGAAGACAAUUUCUAAGAAAGAAGCAGGGUUUGUUGUCCUUAUAAUUACCUAAUUAUUGCUAUACAUGUUUCCUUUCAGGCCAAAGAAUCCUGGGAGAUGGACACCAAAGAGAAAUUAGAGCAGGCUGGCAUCGUCAAAGAGAAAGGGACUGUGUACUUCAAGGUCUGUGUCAACAUGUCUAGAAAUAGUAGCAUCAAUAAUUGGAAUUUCUUCUGAUAAAUGCCCUGUAGUUUAAUUGCCAGUGAUGACACUUUCGGAAGCACUGUGGUUCUCAAGCAACCCUAAUGAUGCCUCUUUUCCACCUCAGCUUCUCAUUCCAAAGGUGGAGUUGCCUGUAAGCUGGACUGACGCUAGGAGUAGAGAUGGCAUGAGAUAUAUUGGCGGUGGUUUGGAGGGUUUCUGAAAUAUUCUUUCUAGUCACAUGGUAGUCUUGGCAGAAUGUGACAGCACCCAAACUAUAUGACACUACUGCUUGCUAAUACUCUCCUGACUUCCACACUUUCAGUUCCCAUUGAUGUUGCACCUAGCCCUUCCGUAUUGCUUCCUUCUUCUCAUUCUGUUGCUGUUCAAAUUAUAAAAAAUUUCAUAGUCAAAUAUAUUUCACAUUCAUUACCAUUCUUAAUCUGAUCUUCUUUACCCCAUGCUAGGAAGGCAAGUACCUACAGGCAAUGAUUCAAUACGGGAAGAUUGUAUCCUGGUUAGAAAUGGAAUAUGGCUUAUCAGAAAGGGAAUCUAAAGCUUCAGAAUCGUUGUUGUUGGCAGCCUUCCUCAACCUUGCCAUGUGCAACUUGAAGUUGCGGGAGUAUACGAAAGCUAUUGAGUAUUGCAAUAAGGUAAAGAGACAUUUGGCCAUGUGGGGUUUGGGAGGCCAUUGGUGGUGGGUGGUGGUCAUAUCCUGCCCUAUAUCUCUUUCAAACAACCUUUGACCCUGAUUCUUUUAACAUAUUAGAGACAGAUGCCAAAAUAUCUUUUUAAAAACUUUAAAAGGCAACAAACUUCUAUCUGAUAGAUUUAGAAAUAGAGCCUACUUUAUAAAUACUCCUGUGCUGAUGGAUUGUUGUGGCCAUUGCCUGCAGAAUACAACAGUUCUGUGGCAUCUUGGAAGCAAAGUGCAAAUAUAUGCAAAGAGUUAAGUUUAACAAAUCCAUUAGAUGUUUAGUCCCUGUACUGUACCGUUUACACUGAGAGGAAUGAUUCCUCAUUAUGGCUGUGAUUCUAUACCCACUUACCUGAGAGCAAGCCACAUUGAACUCGGUGACAUUUAUUUGUUUGUUUAUUGACAUUUGUAAAAACAAAAAAUGAGUGAAAGAAAGCACAAAGCAAAGGCAAAUAAAAAUGUAAAAAAAGACAGGACAUGUAUAGGAUUUCACUGUGAAUAUUCUGACUGCUCUACAAUUUGUUACAGGAGUAGGGCUGUCCUUUCUAGAAUGUCCCUUUUGACUACAGAGAACAUGAGUAGUAAACUGAGUUGGGAAGAACUGCAUAUGAUCCUUAAUGUAUAUGAUUCUUUAACUGAACACAAUACAGGCAACAACCAUUUUGCGCAUGUUCAAAGCAUGCACGACCGUGCACACGUGCAUCUCUGCAAACCCGGAAGUGGCAGGGAAAGCGGGUGGGGUAUGCUUAUAUGCACCCCGACGUAGCAUGCAAUGACCCAGAACACAACCCCUGCACAAAUUGGGGGUUGCUGUUGCAAGAACUUUCUUAGGCAACACCUUCAGGUGUACAUGGAAUACAUGAACUAUGACAGCAUCUCAAGGCAAAUUUUUAGGGGUGCCAUGAAACAGGGGCCUUUUCAGUUUUAAUGUCAGUCACAUAAUAGCUACAAUUUCCGUAAGUUUAUUCUUUAAUACUGUCGUGUUGCUACAGCAGGGUUUAUCUGCAUUUCAUACUGUUUUCCAUCAGUUAAGCAUGCAUAGGUAUUAUUUUAGAACGGACCAUAUUCUGGGUUUGGCUAGAAGUCUGCAGAAUGGAACUGCUAUUAUGUGCUUUAGGUCUCUGAAUGCAGCACACAGCUAGAAUGAAGUGUUAAAAAAUGAGCCAGAACAUUUAAAUUAGUAAAAUAAUUAUGCAAACGUAAGGCAUGUGCUUACGGGUACAACUAUAAAUAUCUGGGGUUUGUGAGUCAUCAUCUAAAUAUUGCCUGUAAACUCUCUUUUGGGCCUCUGUUUGGAAGCUUUAAGCAUAAUAUCCGUUUGCAUUUAGUCACUGUAUCAUAUUACUCUUUUUUGAAUGUUCUAUUUGUAGUUGAAGAUGACUUGUCAUCUACAACAUACACAUUUCCAACUAGUUUUGGAGACAAAUCCAUUUUGUAGAUCAGUGGAGAGAUUUCCACCAUUUUAGUGCCAGCAUGUUUGAGAAAAUUACCUUGUUGGGUUUAAAAUCCUAUGCUUGAUUCAAUAAUAUUGAAGCUCUUAUUUUUACAUCUGUAACUGAGGCACCAUAGAAACAUCUGAUAAAAACAUCUGGCAUCUGGAUUUGGAUUUUUGAUUAAGAAGUUCAAAUGCCAAAAUUUCAGGGUAUGCAGCAGAUAUAUAGUAUGUGAGGUUUAAUUGUUACUUCACUUUUUAAAAAAAAAACAGCUUUGUUACUAAGGUCAAUAAAUAAGCUGUAUGUCUAGAAACUCAGCUUUGUCAUUUUGUCUAGUGUGGCUCCCAAGAUUAAUAUGUACAAGCACUUCAGCAUGCGUUGACUAUUUCCCCUUCUGCAGCUCUGCCCCCCAGCUCUGUAUGGUAUGCCAUUCUGCUGCAGGUUUUUUUUAGGGAUAAAGUGCUGUAUGUGGUGGUGGAGUAAUUCUGUCUCCCCCACACUCGCAUGUGCGCAUAGAAAUGCAUUCUGUGCAUGCACAGUAAUCUUUGGAUGACACCAGUUGGUCAUAUAAGAGACAUUAAAAUAAAAGGAUAUGCCUUGUACUGCUUGCAUUUUAAGGGCUGAAGUCAUUUUUCUAGAAUAUUACCUAUUCCUGUGUCAGUGACUCAUGUCCUUGCUCUUGAGCACUUAACAGCCCUCUUUUUCAUUGGACUUGGCAGAAUCAGGCUUUUCUAGAAAACCAUGUGACUGGGGGAAAAACGUUCCUCUUUUAUUUUCCAUAAAUGGAAAUUGAGAAUCUAGGUUAUCCUGCCUCUAUAAGGCAGUCCUGGUCACAGCUGUAUGAUUCUAUAUGCGGUUGUUGUUGUUUUUCUAUUGUUGUCAACCUUAAUUAAAACAAAAGCUGUAAUAACACCUCAGCACAUGACUUUAUGACCAGCAUACAUACUCAGGGUUUUUUUAAAAAAAAAAAAAAACAAUAUUAUUUUUUGAAGUUGUGUUUUCUACAGAUCAGUUUCAUUUGUUCUGAGACGUUAGCGUUGUAUGCACUGUUGGGUUUGAAAGAAAAGAGGGGGAGGGUGUAUGGGUAGGGCAAUGCUUCUGUUCUUUUACUUAGUGUAUGUGUGGGAUUUUGUGUCAGUGUCACUUGUGUGGGUUCUCUUUCUAUUUGCUUGUUAUAUUUCCUUGGUGGUGAGAGAGGUUGGGGUGGCCUAGAGUGUGUGGUUGGUUGUCUUGGGUUGGCUGUAGUGAGGUUUGUUUAUGUGUGUGAGGGGGUGGGUUUUUUGGGUCAGGUUAGCCAUGUUGAGCAGACAUACUCAGUUGACACAUUUUCUUUCUGUCCCACAUCCUCUUCUUGAGUCCCGUUUUCCUCAUUCUUGUUGUCUCUGUCUGUGGAAUCAUUUUAGCUAUGUUAAAUGUGUGGAUGUAUGUUUGCAGGCGUUAGCACUGGACCAGCUCAACGAAAAGGGCUUGUACAGAAGAGGAGAAGCACGACUACUCAUGAAUGAAUUUGAAUUGGCAAAGUGUGACUUUGAGAGAGUGCUCGAAGUGAAUCCACAAAACAAGGCAGCCAGGUCACAAAUCACUGUGUGUCAGAAGAAGACAAAGGAGCACAAUGAACGUGACCGAAAAAUAUAUGCCAACAUGUUCAAGAAAUUCGCAGAGAGAGAUGCAAAGGUUUGCACCACGCCAAUAUGGCCUCCUUCCAACCUCUGUCCAACUUUAACUAUGCCAAAAUACUGAGGGGGUGUGGUAUAUAAUUAUACAGAAAUAUUAACAAUGCAUUGGGUGGCAUUCUACGAAGCUUUACUUGGCAUAGACCCAAUGAAAUUAAUGGACCUGACUUAGUCAUGUUCAUUAAUUUCAGUGUAUCUACUCUGAAUAAAACUUAGUGGAAUACCACCCAGUAUAGUUUCCACAGGUGGUGGUGGUGGAUUCUUAGAAUUCUCUUCUUGGGGGAAAAUUAAGGUGAUUUGGCAGCACAUGGAGGAGGUGGCUCAGAGUCUCAGGGACAUCUUCCAGCAUCCCACCACAGAGGGGUUUCCCCCCCUUUGUUUAUGGAGGGGUAUUCAGUCCUAUGAUGAAUGCUCAUUUGGGGCACAAAAAAUGGCACAAUUGAGGAGACACUUACCGUAAGUCAGAUUGUAGACACUCAGCCGUGAGCCCAUAAUUGAAUAAUUUUCAGAUUACCAAUUUAGGUAGGUAGCCGUGUUGGUCUGACGCAUUCAAAAUAAAUAAGAAAAUUUAAAAAUUGUCCAGUAGCACCUUAGAGACCAACUAGGUUUGUCUCUAAGUUGCUACUGGACAAUUUUUUGAUUUAUUUCAGAUUACCGUUCAGUGGCACCUUAACUAUAUAGCUCAUCCAGGCUAAUAGGCUUUGAAAUUCUCUAUUUCCUUAUAGAGGUGCACGUGUGAAGCUUCUGAAUCACAACCAACAUCUAUGUGCAUACAAUAUUGUAAGCUCCAGAUGCAUUUUCAUUUUGUGACAAACGAUUUUUAUAAUCUGAAAGUUUUCCAGAAACCCUUACAACUGCUAGCAAAGACUAAUAAUGAAAUGAAUGCAUUCAUCGUAUUCCUUUUCUUAUCUCUAGCAGUAGAGGUAGUUCUUUCUGUUCACCUCUGUGUAUCAGAGAUGGCUUCAGAUAAAAUCUAGACUGUUUUGUAAGCAUUGAGGAUUCACCUGCUUCUACCAUUUCACAGUUCAUCGUACACUCAGAGAGGGGUUUAGGUAACAGGCAGUUUACAGAGGCAUAUCUUCCAGUCCCUUUCUACAUUCACGUUGCAACUUCAGAGGUUGUUAGAGUUGUAGGUACCUGAAACAUUCAUUUCCCAUGUUGAGUUUCAUGUGCCCAACUUCAUUUACAGCAAUUAAUGGAAUGGUAUUUCUAAAAUACUGCUAGGAAGCAAUUCUCUUUGCAUUAUUUUUUUUUUGAGCUUAAAAGUUCUGAGAAUCUUUGAAUUUAUGCUUUAAGAACUUCUGUUUUUACCUCUUCACUAAUCUCCACAUUGUGUGUUUGCUGUUGGUUACAGGAGGAGGCCAGUAAACCCCCAGGAGAGGGAGAAGAAAAGUCUUGCUCUGAAAUUGGGCUUAAGGAGACAGUGACGGAAGGUGAAGAAGCAGAGGGCCACGUAUGAUUGUGCAGCAGAAAGACAAUCCUUCUGAAUUCUGCCUGCAUUCAAACAGGUUUCUGAAGAACUCAGAAUUCAACAGUGUUUAUUGUAAAGGUUGUUACAGUAGGCGUUAUUGUGGAAGCAAAAAGCCUAUUCAGCAGCUUCACAAGAAACUAUAAAAUCACAGCCACUGCUGUGAGCAUUCUCGGCAGUGGAACAUGAGCAGAGCGACAGUAUGGGACCACUCCAAGUGGAACAAAUGGUUUUAACACACACACACACACACACACACACACACACACAGUCUUGGUUAUAGAAGAUUUUUGCUGAGGUGGCUCAAAGAGAACUCAAUCAGUUUGCAUCAGUUCUAAAGGCAGUGACCAGGGUUCUAUAAAAUGAGUUAGCAUUUAGGAGCUGUCAGCUGUAUAAUUUUGGCAUUGCAUUUGGUGUACUGUAGUAGCACCACAUGGGUGUAUGUUGUCUGUCUUAAACAAAAACAAAACAAAAGAUGCAACUGCUACCAACGCAAGGCAUCCCUCUGGCCCUACUAGAACCAUGUGGAAAGCAGUUUAUGGCUUUGAAAGCCAGGCUCCUGGGAUCUUUUUCAGUCUGUCUUAUAUUUCCAAUGGGUUUCUGUAGCACAAACUGGUUUCUCAGGGAGCUGAGCAGUCCAAAUCACACUAUUAUUUUUAAAUGAUUGUUUGCUGGAAAGGUCCCUGACCCAUGGAUGACUGAGCGUGCCACCUUCAAGGCAAGAGUAUCUUUUCUAUCCCCACCCAAUAACCUGCUGCAGGUAGAAUGAAAGGUGCACCUGGACUGAGUCAGGAACCCCCUUCUCCCCACAACACCAGUUGCGUGAGGGCACAUCUAUAGUCAAGUACUGUAGCCUGAUUCCUUUUAUGGAUUUGUCUUGCAGAUUUGCGGGAAAGGUAUGCAGUGAUAGACUUGGAUUAUGUGUUCAGUCCUUUUUUAGGGGCUUUCCAGAUACCUUUCCCGAGAUUAUAAUACAGCGAGUAAUGAAGAUAUUAAGAAAAUUACAUUUCCUUUCAGGAAAUUAUUGCCAUUAGUCCUAUUAGCAAUCCAGUUUUGUUUUCCCAUCACAUUAUAAGCAUCUUAAGAAACAAAAAUAAUAUUUUGGUUUUAAAAUUCCUUGCUUGUUCUUGGGAUUCCUAUCUCAAAUUCUUACUUGGAUUUCUCCCCAGAAGCUGUGCCACUGUCUUGUUUUUGUUUGCUUGAUAAAGUGAAGAGGGUCCAUUCUGCAUCCAACCAAUGGUUUUUUUCGAAAUGAUUUUAGCUUAAAGUAGCAAAUGUUCACUGCAGAUGAAGUAUCAGAGUCAUAUCAAUCUUCAUUGUUUCUCAAAAUACAUAACAGCACUGAAAUGCAACUCCUAGAGAAAGAUAAUUGUACUCAAGUCCCACUGAAAUUAUGAUGAUUUUAAGUGCAAAAAAAUGUUUCUGAGUUUGGGUCAGCAAGUUUACUGAUCUGUAACGGAAUGCAAACAAAUCCACAGCAUAUACUGCUAUAGCACCAGUACAGACUAGGGCAUUUUGCUUUCCUAUAUACCAGAAAGACAACACUGCUAUGUUUUUAAACAAACUUUUUUUAAAAAAUGCUCUAAUUUUUAAAAAGGGAAUUAACAAAUGUUUAACAUCUUUUCCUGUUAGCAUCUGUUUUAAAAAUGCAUUUUCUUUUUUCCUCUCUCUUCCUGGUCCUGCUGGAAGCAUAGUUUUCUCCAUCUCUCCUUUCUACUUCACUGUUUGGUUGUUUAAACGAGCUAAAACCUUAUUGGUAACUUAUUCAAAUAAAACCAUCUAUGGUAUGGUGCCAUUUCUCCUGGUGACAUGAGGAUGUCCCUAAACAGUCAUUGAACAGGGGAAAAAGGCAGGUGUUCUCUUCUGGUGGAGUUCAGCACUUGAAAUUUGUGUGGUAGUUUCCUGCUGGUUAUUCUGUCAACUUUAAAGGAAACUAAAACUCAGUCAACAGCCAAUCCUUACCUGUAAAUUGUUGUACAUCUCUCUAUGUAGUGAAAGUGGCUGAGCACUUUUCCAUACCCAGAUUUUGUUGUAGAUUCAUUUAGGUAGUCGUGUUGGUCUGAUGCAGUAGAAAUAUAUAAAAAUAAUAAAAAUAAAAAUAAUUUAAAAAUUGUCCAGUAGCACCUUAGAGACCAACUAAGUUUGUUCUUGGUAUGAGUUUAAGUGUGUGUGCACACUUCUUCAGAUACACUGAAACAGAAGUCACCAGACUUCACUAUAUAUAAAGGUCUGGUGACUUCUGUUUCAGUGUAUCUGAAGAAGUGUGCAUUUACACGAAAGCUCAUACCAAGGACAAACUUAGUUGGUCUCUAAGGUGCUACUAGACAAUUUUUAAAUUAUUUUUAUUAUUAUUAUUUUACAGAUUUUGUUGGUUUAGGAUGGUGUGAGAUGAAGGGAUAAAAUCAUACUAAACAUGCACAGAAUAGCAAUUUGGCCGCAUGACAUAAUGCUUAUUAUGUCAUGCUAUCAUGCUGUAAACCAAGUGUUUUGCAUUUCUAUACCAAAUCUUAGGCUUUAACUCUGUUUACAUGAACCAAAUUGGCAUAACAGGGAGCAAGUUCUUCAAGACUGCACGUCAUCAUUUUCAUUUUUGUUUUCUAUGAUAUUUACAUAAGCCACAUGGCUUAUUGUGAAAGUCUUAAACUCGCCCAUAAAAAACUAGAAAGAAAGUAAAAUCUGCCCUGGGGUGGGCUCUCAGUAUGGGGUUUUCUCCCCAGAUGAUGUUGGUGAUUUGCAGUGCUAGGAAGAGAGACCAAACUGGUAGCCUUGAUCUUUUGCUCCCGACAAAAUUUAUCUGCCUCCAGUGAUAAAACUGACUCAGUCCUCCUUACGUUCUUGCUACAAAUGCAAGAAAGGGCAAACUACUCAGCACAGUUUUGUUUUUUUUAAAAAAAUUGUGAAAUGGUACCAGGCACACAUUUUAUGUAGUUUUAAUUUCAGUUUUGCUAUGACCAUACAGGAAAGACUUUUCAUCUAAAAGAGACCUGGCUUUGGUCCAUAAAGGCCCCUCCCUAGUAGGCAGCAGCAGUAGAAGCUACUAUGUUAUGUCCUCCAAAGAUAGAAUUUCAGAAUAAGGAGAAUGAUGGCCAUGUAGUAUUCAAAAGAUGUUCCAAGUUUUGUAGAGUUCCAUACUGUAUUUUAAGUUCACUUUUGCGCUCUCCUAAAACCUAUGUCUGGGACAAGGUAGUCACUAAGCACAAUCCUAACCAUAUCUACUCAGAUGUUAGCCUUGUUAGAUUCAGUGGGACUUAUUCCCAGGUAAAUGAUGUUAGGAUUACAGCCUUAGUUUAUCAACCUCUGCCAGAAUUCAUUGUAGCCUUUCCCCCAUUUUCUCUUGUGGCUGUGUCAUGUGGUGAGCAUUCCAUAAUUUCCCCAAGCAACUCUUUUCUUGGCUUAACUAAUUCUUCCUAUUCUCACUACAUCUUUGCUCAGUUACUCUUGUUUAUCAUCAAAUUGCCCACUAAUCAUAGAACUUUGCUGAGGAUGCCUGACAGUUUUAUGUCUUGUGCCUGCUGUGGUUUGGAAACUUGAACCUCUAAAGGUGGAUGUUCAAGCAAUUUCCUGUUUUGCAAUCCUGUAGAUCUGUAGACUAUUUUUAGUUUUAUAUCUGUUGGAACAUCAAGAUAACUGCAUCUACCUCAGUAUUAAGUGGCUAUCAUUUUGUUCUUGAACACAGCCAUUUGAUGUUCAUUUCCAUGCUCCAAACUAAAUUGGCUCUUUUCUAAAAUUCUAUUCCACGCUGAACUAGAACCUCUGUUGCAUUGUUCCAAGCUAUUUGCACUAGCCCAAACUCUGUAGUACCUAGAUUAGGUUAUGCUAAGGAUACUCUUAUAAAAGAAAAAGAAGUGACUUCUAAGUCCUCGUUGGUAUUUGGCAUUGAAGUGGUAAUUUUUUGCUUCAUCAGAAAGAAAGGAUCACACCCUAUUAUUAACAGCUGAAUGCUUGUUGCCGGGUGAGUCUAAUUAUCCUGUGCUAUCAGAGGGUGGUGGCUCUCCUUGGCAGUAGGUUACUCCAAAAACCACCUUUUACCUGUUAGAAUCGCCUGCUGAGAAGAAAAAAGCAGAAUCAGUAGCAGACCACUUGCUAAAAUGACUUCUUAAUGUGCCAAAACAUUGCUGACCAUGCACUGCCUUUUCUAUUUUCUAUGCUCCCUCUCUAGUUCUUGUGCCUGUAUGGGGUGACUAACCAACUCAGGUGGCCUUUUUACUCUGCUAAGUCACAAUUAUGUAUUCAUUGUAUCUGUGUUGUAACAGCGGACUAAAAAAUCCAGUCACAGUUUGUAUUAAGCCAGCUUCAAAAUUUCACACCGACCAUUCACAAUAUAUUAUUCUACUCAAUGUCCACUUCAGAUCCACCUGAAGUGCAGGCAAUGCCAAAUACUCAGAUUCUUAAUACCGUCUUAUUUGAGGCACUUUUUCCUCUUUCUCUCUUAGUCAAGAGCCAUUUGUCCUGGCAUCAUGAAAACCUAGACAUUUUGUAAAUUUCACCGGUUUCCUCAAAGUCUUAAUUCAACAGCCAGAAUUAGUAACAAAUUUAGCUUGACUCACUACCCCCUCUUGCUAUUUUGUUUUGCUGCCAUGAUGCUCACAUCCAGGGAUACAUAAAUUUUGUGUGGUUACCACUGAGCCUGCCUGUUGCCCAAUUGUGAAAAGGGGACAGGCUUGUGCCUGCAAUAAUGAUGGACUUGGUUUUCUGAGGCACUCAGGAGUAAAAACUGUUUCUGAGCACCUCUGAUCUCCAGUGUGACUUCAGAGAUAAACACCUAGCACUCUGUCCCUUGGUGUCUGCAACUGCUAAGGUUAAAAGAUAUGGGUAGGAUUCAGCCCAUGAGAUCUGUCAGCAGAAGCCCAUCCUAGUGUAGCAGGCCUUUCCCACUCUCCUCCCCUGUGCCUCCCCAAAUUGGCUUUAGGGGCAGGUCAGGAGAACCCUCAGAACAGUGUAUGGAGAGAAGGGGGCGAAUUGUUCAUGCUUGGAAUGAUCUGUUUAGCAUUGCAUUUAAUUCCUCCCUUUGCUUGCCACCAGCAAGUUCAUUUGUGGACCCAUAACUGUGUUGCUAUUUGUUUUCUGGUAGUGUAAAAUUUUGGAUGCAACACAAUUCCUCCAAGUCAGCAAAGUUUCAGCAUUCUGCAUGGAAUUUCUUUUCUGGCUAGAAUGACCUUGCAGCUCCUAGUUAAGAAAUCAGUACCUGAAAGAACAAGCAGGUUGGUAAUCAUCCCAGUGGGUUAAAUGUGUCUUGCACCUUAAUAGUUUGAAAGUUUUUCUUCAAAUAAAACACAAAAAACAGAAGAUGACAAGACACAGCUGUAUUAAUGUAUUAUUGGUAGCUGGGAAAUGAAGCACUGUGGCCAGCUAUUUUACCAGAGGUCUCAUGUUACAAGGACAGUAUACAAGGGAUUUCUGACCCUCUGUUAACUUUCUGGACCACUACAUAUCCUGAAAACUUUGGAAUAGCCAAGUUACCUAGAAGGUUUAAAAGGGUGGGUUAGAUGGAUGCACAGAUGGUGUGAAUGGCUAUCAGCUAGAAUAACUAGCUGGAAAUUUCCAUGAUCAUAGAUAAGGUGCCUCUAAAUUAACAGAUGUUGGAGAAAAGGAACAGAGAAAAGCCGUGCCUGUGAUCCUUCCAGCAGUAUCUACCUGGUCACUAUGGGUAAUAGAAAUAAAUGAACUUUUAUUUAAUCCUUUAAGGCAGUUUUCAUAACCUUGUGAAUUGAGGUCUCUACUAAGCUUUGCUUUGCUUUGCAUAUAUAAAAAUGUGCUUCCUGCCCAGGAUUCUAUGUGUUGUGUUGUACAGAUAGAGCUUCUCUUGUCCGCUCUAUUGAGGAGAAUCAGAACGCCCACUCCAAGCAUGUGUGCAGCAAAUAAUUGUGCUCAGAGAGGAGCAACACUCAGAGAAACUAUGUUGUGUACUUUGAAAAUUAUUUAAGGAUUCAGAACGCAUACAUGUGAGCAGGACUGGCCCACCUUUUUGCCUGAGGUGGAACAUCAAGUACCCACACCCCCAAAAAGCUGAGGUGCAUACACGAGGCAGGCAGGUUAUUUUGGCAUUUGAGGCAGAAAAUCCCACAAAUGUUUAUCUGCUGGAAUAAAAUGGCAACUUUUGCAACACCCAGAAACUUCUGCCUGAGGCAACCACUUUGCUUAAUGGUUGGUGGCAUGUGAGACCACUUCAUUCAUUCAUUCAUUCAUUCAUAUAUAUAAUACAAGGUUAAUGCAAGUGUUGGGGAAACUGUAUAAAGCAGCCAUCUAAAUUACUAAGGGGGAAGGUGUCCAUCCCCUCCCAGCUCACAUGCAAGUGGUAUUUUAGUAACAUAAUGCACAGAACAAACUAUAGGAGCUGAACGUGGGGUUUUUUUGGGGGGGUGGGAUACAGUUUAAUAGAGAGUUGGAGGUACUCCCAUGCAACCCUUACAGCUUGGGUCUCUGGUAUGCACAGAGCUAUGAUAAAGAGCCUACAGGCCUUGUGUGCUGUUUCUCCCCAAAGUACUAUGAACUUUAAUACCAGGAAAUAAAGCUGCAUGCUUGGCGCCCAAAGGGACAGCACAGAACUAUGGAAGCUAUUGGCAGGAGCAGUUAGCUGCCAUAGUACUUGCCCAGGGGAAAUGGUUAGUUGCCCCUUGUGAACAGGUAAAUAUCAAACUACAGGACGGGUGUAAAAAUACACAGGUGGUUGCAUGAGUGCAGUGGGCAUAUGUGUUGGGAAGCCAGGUUGUCUGCACAUGCGAUAGUGUUCUGAUGUGUUGUAGUUGUACUACUACUAAUUUACCGCACUUUAAAUUUAAGCAUCUCGCACAACCCUGGUCCAGCCUCUCUUUACUAGGCCACAUUGGUUUUCACCCCCCACAGUGAAAUAGCACAUGCUACUUUUUAAUGCAGCUUUUCUAACCUGAAUGCUUAUCUCCCCGUCAAGGGGGGAAAUAACAUGAAGUGGCCUUGAAAGAGAGAGGCGACUGAGAAUUUCAAUUACCAUUUACAGGAAAAAAUGCAGAGCAAGCCACCUACCUCUCCAGGCCAGAGACUCUGUACCUCCCUUCUUCAGGAGAAUAAAUGCCUUGCUCCAUUGAUACAAGGGCAAGGCUACUAAAUAGCAUUUUACAAGUUGCUUUCAGUCCAGCUUCAGCACUUUAGAGGAACAGAGGAAGGGAAAGAUACCUUAUUCUGAAGUGUCCUCAAAGCCUGUUGCAAAUGCAACAGAAGCCCAGACACCAUGGCCUUAAGGUGAAAUUCAUUCACUAUCUUUUCUCUCUUCAUUCAGACCUUUCUUGAAGCUACAGGUUUUUCAGAGUCCAUUUAUUUCUCACCAAUUGGAUUUGAGGUAUUGCUACUCAGGCAGACAUCUGAAUCCUCUCUCUUCCAUGCGGCUGGAGGCAAAAUAAGUCUAUAGCCACAAGUGAUAUCUAUUUCCUCUUUUUCAGUAACUGGAACAAAGGAGCACAGCUGCAGCAUUAAAUCUGUGGAAGAGUUCAGUUUUCAUGCGUUUUGAGGGUGAAGGCAUAUAACAUUUUUAGAGUGGAGAGGCCAUAUUCAAUUUAAACAUAUAUUUUCCUCUUUUGGGCAAAUGUUUAAAAACCAGUUCCAUAAAACCGCAGUGUUAGAUUUGUUAGAAAAGCCAGCUGCGUUGUGCAGGUUGGCAAGUGCCGGUGGCCUGAUCAUUGCACAUAUGUGCACAUCAAUCCUCACAGCAGUUUUGCAUCUUUAUUGCAUGUUUACAUUUUUAAUAAGUUGAGGAAGAAUGACUAAAUGUAUAUGUGCCACUUUAAAAUAAAAAUAAAAAUGCAUAGUGUACCUGAAGCAGAAUGAGAGGGUCAAAACUGAUGAUCAAGACUUCACCCUCUAUUUCUUAUAUAUACUUGGAGUCCAGUGAUAUUGCAUAUCCCUGUGUAAUGCGCACAUAAUAGCUAGAAACUAGAAGUCAUUCAGUAAAAAAGAAAAAAAACACCUGUUUCCGGCUUUCACCCACCUUUAUUUUCUUUUCUGCAGAGUAAAAAAGAGUCAUAAACAAGCUCUCUCCGCCAAUUGGGCAUCACGCAAAAUAAUUGUGUUCUGAUGUAUACAUACAGCAGAAGCUGUUCCGAAUCUCAUUGUUGGCAUUGCCUGUUUUGUUUUCUUUCCAGUACCAGGGUCUAGUUAUUAAAAGAAAAUGCCUCCAGUGCAAUUUAAAGUGGCAAAGGGUGGUGUGGCAGAACUACCGUAUGUCUCUCACUAAAACAUAGCACAGCAAUGUAAUACAGUUUCUAAUGUGGCACGACUCUGCUGAGUGGAAGGUAAUGAAUGAGAACAAUUUUUAUUAAAUGAUGUAGAGAGGCAAUUACAUACUGCUUAAGAUCGCACACUGCUGGGGUGGGGCAGAGGUGGGUUGUCCCAAGUGUGUCCUAAUGGUCUUUAUAUCCUUGGAGAGUGGGGCCUUCUCAGAACACCUCUUACAGAAACUUAAAGCACUUAUCAGUGUUGGGGAAACUGUUUUACCCCUACUUGUGUCAAAAACAUGAAAUAAAAAUAAAAUCUGACCUUUUUUUCCACCAU
This is a messenger RNA of Podarcis lilfordi (Lilford's wall lizard), 56016 nucleotides long. The record is from the annotation of a GenBank genome assembly. NCBI's taxonomy places the organism in Eukaryota, Metazoa, Chordata, Lepidosauria, Squamata, Lacertidae.